CUUGACAACGUCGUGAACGCGCAUGUCAGGUUCGCUGCAGAGAUCCCACUGCCUCAGCUCUCUCACGAUUAAUCGUAGGGAUGGUGCUGACAGUGAGAGGAGACGGACGGCGAGUUUUAUACGCUUAAAUGGAUGACCGGGCCAGGUGAAGCCCCAUCUGCACGGGUCGGACAACAAAUCCCCGAAAACCCCCUACCGUAUGAGGAAGAAGACGACGGUGCCGGGCCGAGGAGGACAACGUUCGUGUAACUGAUGGAAUUCCCAGCCGUUGCUAGAUGGAGAAACCGAAAGGGUGGACUCGUUAUUAAUAAUUAAAAAAAACCCAUCUGCUGCUAAAAUAUAAGGAAAAUGCAUCUGCACCAAGUGCUGACGGGAGCUGUGAACCCUGGAGAUUGCUGCUACUCGGUGGGGAGUGUGAAUGACAUUCCGUUCACGGUGAGUUUUUAUUUUGAUAUUCAGAGCUCAGGAUGACACCCAUUGAAGCUAACGACUAACAUGCUAGCUGGGUAGUUAGCCUGCUGCUAGUGGCACAUUUGCUGAAUCCAGGCGGGCUCCGGAGCUAAAGCACAGGCUAGCCGGGGAAGUAUGCUAGCCAAACUGCAGCACUGAGAGGAUUCACAAACAGUGAGUCGAGACUGCUCAGGGCAUCCGUAACACAAGCCCCUCAUUCAUUCCUAUAACAGCCACUCAACAUUCACAUGCUUAUAACCUCACCUAACGCCAGCUGGUAACGCUAAUAUCUGUCUGUUCCACACCUUUUAUUAUUUAUCGCUUCAAGACAUUUAACGCUAGCCACUCAAAUGACCUUUAGCUGCAUCUCGUAACGUUAGAAUUACUGCAAGGGAAUCCCUUUGCGCAACCAUAACAGUACUGGCGAGUAUUUACAAUGGGGCACGCUCAGGUGAUAAUUUGCAGGGCACGCUUCAGGUAAAACCACGCGUGGAUCAUGGUAAAAUUGCGCCCCAUUACACAAGGAGGAGGGUGACCAACGCUGUGUUUUGCCUGUGUAGUUGCAGAACUAGCUAAGCUCGCUACCAUUUGGCGUUAAAUCCUCCUCACGGAUCAUUAGCUCGCUGUCAUCCCAGCAUCAGCUGCGCCACUUAUGACGUAGAGAGCCAUAUAUGGACACAUGAGCUAGAGGGCUGAAUCAGGCUGGGUGUUUUUUGGGGUGAAAAUAACAUUCAAAAAAACGUGGAGCCAUCUGUCUUCUUUUUGUGCUGAGUGAAGUGGACAGCACUUGCAUUUAUUUAACUGAUGCUAAUUAGCUCACAUAAUCAGCUCAUAUGGGGUUUGACAGAUUCAUGAUAACCUUUCUUUAACCCUUAGAACUCCCAGCUAUAUUUUGCUAUAUAGCAGCUCUAUCCUUUCAAGCACAGCAAAUAUAUACACAUUUUUUUAGGACAACCUCAGCUGUCAGUUUAUGGGUGCAAAAAUUAUGUAAAAUAAAUGUGACAGUAGAUCCAGAAGCAUAAAAUUCAACCAAAAAACAAAAACCGAAAUUGAUCCCAACAGUACUUUGCUCAAUAAACACAUAAAUCUACUGUGAUCAAGCUUUUUCUCACCUGCAUAUCAUUCUGUUACGUCAUGGCUAUCAGGAGUAGAAAUAUUGGGAUUGGAACAAACACACAACAGAAACUAUGUACAUAUUUACACAAACUCUUCUAGGCGUUUUUUUGCUAUUUACAGUUGUUUCUGCCACUCCUUGAAGCAGUUCCUGUCUGGGAUGAGACAGAGGGCCAGAUCAUACUGCUCAUAAUGUCUUCUUUGCUAGUUUCCAAGCAUUGAGGACCAUUAUUUCUUAUCUUGCAGACAAGCAGGAAACUUUCUUGCCUCUUUUUGGACACUACCGUCAAGGGAACAACAGGAGAGGAAUAUGAGACCAUGUAGUUGGUUGAAAGUUUGACAGAAAAAGAUGCCAUCAAAACAACUUGUCAAACCCGGCAGACAUUAGCGGCAUUGAGCGAUAGCGAUCUUUUUUUGGCACAACAAUAUGAUAAAUAAUCCUGUUUUCACCGGUAUAUCACUGUGGAUUUACCAUCAAACGUCUUUGAUCAAACACCUUUUUUUGUGGCUGGAUUGUAAACCUUGUGGGAAGUGAAAUGCCUGGAAACCCUCAAUAGAUCGCCAAAAGGGGAAGCUUUGAACACUUUUCAUCCCAUAGAGAUACACAGUAAAGUUCUUGAGAAACUUUAAACAAUAUUAAUGGUGUCACGUGGGAUUGCCAACGAUCCAGUGUUCUGUAGUGUUCUUUAAACAUGCAGCAAAAUAAAACAGGCAGAUUAUAAAAUCAAAGGCAAAGGCGUAUAAACAAACAUUAACAAAAACUUGAAGGUGAUAAGAAACCUCAAAAGACAUAUGAUUAAACAAAGAUCUGGAACAAACCUGAAAUUCAAGUCAAAUCAGGAGGAGAGUCUCUUCAGUGAAAGCUUGUUUUUAAAAGGGAUUUAAAAGAGAUCACUGACUCAGGUGACCUGAUCUCCUCAGGCAGAUUGUGGGACAUGGGUCAGUCAGACAGACUUUAAUGUAUUUGUAUGCCUGCUGAUCAAACACUAUACCCCGAACCAAAGCCAGUAUCUGUUAUUUAUUGACCCCCUUUGGCUAUAUAUACAUUCUUUGUCUGUCUGAGGUCUGGCAAAGUCCCAACAUUUCUCUUUGUGACUCAAGUUGACAGGACCAAGAAGCCCAGUCAAUAUUCCAUUUAGUGCAGUGAGGCAUGGGAAGAGCCUAUUAUAUUACAGCCUCUUUGUGAUGGCAAAUUGAAAAAUUGUGCACAAUAGUUCACAAUGCCAAAAUGCUGCGAAUCUUUUGCUUACAAUGGAUCAGUUGAAGGAGAUAGUAGAACAAGUGGAGGGCAAAGCGCUCAUCCUGAGUCAGCUUUUGUAUUGAGGGUGAAGAUGAAUGAUGAUGACUAUUGAUAUCUGGAUGAGCUUUCAUAGAAUCCCAUAAAAAAAACUCUCUAAAUCCACUGAGGUGUUUUUAGUUUUCACCUUGCAGCCUUUUGCUUUUUCAGGAUUUGCAUUUAAUUCAUAAUCUUCUCGUACUAAAAGCAUUUUUCAUGUCUUCAAGCGGUUUACACUUUUCUAAAAGGACAGAGACACAUUCUCUUUAACGCACACACACAGCUUGGUUUUUUUUUUCCCCACAUAGAUCAAAAGGCAAAAAAUCUGCUGCUGCUGCCACAUCACAUGAUAAAAACUGAUGAUCCUUAGGAUUGAUUCACGAUGGGUUAUGAUUGCAUGAUAUCUGCCUCAUUGACGACUAGAUCGAUUUACGCCGCAAUGCCUGUCACCAGAUGCAUACAGCUUUCUUACCAAGAGCAGUAUGACUGCAUUCAUCAAAUUCUGCCAAUGCAGGCUUGCUUUAAAAGCUUGAGCAGCUAUGUUGCACGCCACCAUUCCCUCAAGCUGAGAACAUUGUCGAACUCUAAUGGCUGCCAAAUGUGGGCUUGGUGUGUUCCUGCUGCCUAUUAGUGAGGUGAUGCUUUGUUGUUUUAUUUUUAUAUUUUCCCAUUUCACAGAAACAAAGACACCCUCUUCUUCCUCCUCUUUCUUUUCUCCUUGAAUGUGGCACACUAUUUCUCUUUUUUCUUGCACACUCUGUCCAAUCCAAACAGAGGAGUUACCCCCCCUUCCCCUUAUUACUGACCCCAGUUCAAGGCUGUUUGAAUGUAAACAGGCAGGCUUCAUAGUCAGGGUCAUGUCUGCUCAACAACAUGGGACAGAGCUGGUUUUGGGGCAGAAGCCUUGCACAUUGCCACAGGACCUCAGUUUCUAUGCCUGGUCCUCUCUUUCUGUGUCUGAGAGGAUAUUUGAAGAACACUAGACAUCAUGUCCGAUGCAGUUACACUCACACUGACCCCUGCGGGCUCCUAGGCCAGACCCUGACACACACACACACGUACAGACACACACAGUCGCACGUACAGACACACACUUGCCUAACCUACAGCUACUAUGAGUGCAACAGCUCAAAUUAGCCAACAUGAUGCUAGAGCUUCAGUGCUUCAUUGUUCGCCAAGGCAUGCUUAACAAAGUGCUUUGACAUAUUGACAGACAUUGAAAGACAUGAUGUUUAUUCAAAUGAGUUUGAGUGAUCGACAAAAGAUCCUCUCUGUCGUUGUAGGUCCAGCAGCUCAUGGGUGGUGGUUAUAGUUAAAUGCUGAAAGCCCACUGUCAGAAUACUAAGAAGUAUGAGUAGGAGUGUGUAAGAUCUAGACGGUAAGAAUAGAGGAGAUCUUUUCAUUAUUUAGGGAGGAGAAAAUGGUGUUCCUUUUCACCAUGAAAAAAUAAUGUUGGUGGAUAAUUUAGUUCUACUAUUGUCAUUACAUAAACUGCUUUCUUGAAUUAUUGAAGCUACAAAUGGUUAGAGUCUGCUGUUCCACAAAAAAACAAAUAAGACAAAACAUCUGUUUACUGUUUUAUCAUCUGUUUAGGGCCGUUUUUAUCCUAAAAAGUUUAACACUGAUGAGACAUCGAUAAUGUUCUCUUGUGACGGUUAAAAUAGAUUAUUUUCAGUCUUUAUCAGUGGCUUUCUGUUUCACCUGUGGUUGAUGUAUCAUGUAGAUACAAGGAGCCUGGCGGGUUUGAUAUGCAGAGCUGCAGAUGUGUGAUCCACUAAAAAUAGAAAACACGUGUAAUCUACAAAGCACACGGAGAGAGCGCAUACGCCCACCAGGAUUGCAUGUUUCUUUCGGUUUUGUUGUCAUGAUAAAUAAAAGAACUCUUCUGCAGCUGGAUCUUGUCAGUGUCACAAUAGAGGAAAUGCCACAUGAUAUAUGACAGCUGAAAGGUGGCGGGAUUUUUAGAGAUUGCCCACACUCUCUUGGGAAACAAUAAACUUUUGUGUGUUGUGCAAGUUUCAAAUGUUCAAGACACAUUACAAGUGGCUCAUUAAAAUGUAGCACGUUAUUAGCAUGCCUUUGGGCUGAAUGUUGUCAAAUUUGAGUCGACUUGCUGCAUCACAUGCUGCAUUGGUCUCAUGAGUUUGGUUUCUGAUUAAAAAUUGCUCACAAGUGGCAUUCAAGGAGUUAAAUAGUUGAAAUGAGCUUCCCAUGCAAGAUAUUGUAUCUAGUAGGGAUGGGUGAUAUGGGCUAAAAACUUUAUCAUGAUAAGAUUUGCCAUUCUGGCGAUAACAAUGAAAGUCCUGAUAAAAAUCUUAUAAUUUCAAUCUAUAUUUUUGACUCAUUCUGUCUUGAGAACACCAGUUGGAGUAGUCAAAUAACAUCCGUGACCACAAGUUUAAGUAGUAGGUUAUGGAGAGAACUAAUGACAUCAAACAAGUCUCAAAUGUGAAAACAUUUUGAAUAUUUGUUGAAAACUCUUAUUGCACUGAGUGAACAGCAGCAGAUCCACUGUCUGUUGUCAAGCAUUCCUAAUUGCACUCAUUGAAGCCCCAAUCUUGAAGGAAAUCCCUCAUGUGGAGCUUCAUUCAGUAAUGAGCUGCUGAGAAACGUCCUCUUCAUUUUGCUCUGUGUGGGCUAUGGCUGCAAGUCCGUCGCUCACGCUCAUGUCAUCAACUUGCAUUUAUUAUAUUUAUCAUGAGACGGCAAAUAUUUGUCAGGGUGGAUUUUUCUGAUGAUAUAUCGUGAACAAUAUAUCGUCAACGAAUAGUUAUCGCCCAUCCCUAGUAUCUAGUCAAGGGUGACUGAUUUAAUUAUUUUAAUGAUUUAAUCAAGUGACCACCAGGAAAUUUCAUGUCUGGAAUAAUAAGGCAUUAAGGCAAAAAAAAAGUCCCACAUCACACUUUCAGGGCUACAAACCAAAGUAGACAUGCAAAUCAGAGCCAAACUCGGUUCACUUUGCCUGUUGUGUGAAAGCUGGAAGGAUUCCUAGAACCCAGACUUUGGGGGAUACUGAACAUUAUCAAAUUCAGACAUGCUGGAACUCAGUGGUCAACCCAUGGGCAGGUCUUCACAAUGUUUGCCUCACAUUAGCUGGUUAAUUCUUACAAUUUUAUUUUUACCAAAGAAAGGAAAGAAAGAAAGAAGAUUAUCUUGUUGAAGUAAACUUUUAAGUAUCCUGAAGUUUUCUUUUUGUAUAUGCAGUAAUACAGAAGCUACUGGAAAAUUCCCUUUGGUUCUUACUUGAGGGAACCUGGGCGAUUGGGCAAACUAAAUUGAACACAUAGAUCAAGUUUGUGUGAUGUUUUAUAUUGUUUAUUACACACUAAAGGAGAAAAGGGUUGAAGCCAGACUUGCCAUAGUUUGACUUUUAAUGCCUACUGUUUAACUACAGUUUUUCUGCAUGAGUCUGUGGGUCCCUGAGUGGGGUAGAAAGGUUAGGAUGGCUGACAGAGCCCCUGGAAAAUAACAGAACAUUUACAAAAGUGAGGCUCCGGGCCUUUAGAUAUCUGGCAGCGCCCUCAACAAGACCCAUACGAUAAAACCAUAGAGAGCACAGGUCUGAGCUCUGAGCUCUGUUAGAGAUAACAUCCUUUUACUGAUUGGCAGAGACAUCAGGUUGCUAAAGGGCAGAGUUGAUCAAUUCAUAUUUUUAGAAAUUUGUUGCUAAGGCUCUUUGACUGUAGGUCAAAGUAAGCCAGCUCUUACAAACAUGAGGACGGUCCACAAAGUAGCAGCUGUGGCAUAUGCCCACAUGAUUGCAUCUGCAUGAGAAGUGAGCAGCAUUAGAUGGAGAGGCAGAAGUGAUCCCUCACUCUCUUCCUCUUAUCUACCAUCAUUACCACAACACAUGACUGUAGCGUGCACUCUUUUCUUCUGAAAUAUAUUGACCCUGAAAGCAGUUUACUACCUGCCUCACUGUGUAUGCGCAUGAUGCAGACUUUUCUCGUGUUGCGCUGAGGAAACCGGCAAAAGGUUGUUGAUUUGUUGAUUUAGUAAGAGGUGUUUUUGAUUCAUCCAAGAAUAGAAAAGUUGACACAGUAAUCCUUUUUACUCACUAUCUCUGGCUAACUUUGUGUGCAAACACUCAGAGCUUCUUUAUGUAACAGGUCACAUGAUGACAGACUGGACCUUAACUGAGGAAAUAAAGUUCACGCUCAACAAAUAAACCCAACUGAAUUUGAAUUGUUUCACUUUCUUCUUUAAAUGUAAUAACCUCGUCCAUGUUAGUGUGAUAACAGGAGGUAAAACUUAUCCACAGGCAGCAACACUCUCAGUGUAAGCUUCUCUCAUGACUGGCUGGGAGGACGUCUUGCUACUUCAGGGUUGCACUCAUUAAGUCAGCAGCUUUAUAAGCUUCAGAGAUACUUGAAAGUUGAUCCAAGUAAAGUCAUAGACAGAAUCAGUGGCUCCUAACGCUGUGUUUUGCUGAGUCAGAUAUAUGCGUCUGAGUGCGAGCUGAACAUCAGAUUGAUUGGAAAGAGCAUCCAGCAGCAGACCUUGGUGUUUUUACUCGACUCCCUCCAGGGCCGUUUCUUUAGCUGACCAAUAAUCGUGAAAUCUUUCAUCUGUUUUUAAACCGUCUUUAAAAAACCUCAGACUGACUCUGCAGGACUGUUGCCCUUUAGUAGAUCAAAGUAGUGAUGCACACAGAGCUCUUCAAAUCUGGUGCUUAUUAAAGACCAAAGGGUACUAUUUUUGUGAUCAUUAUUGAGAAGCUGGCAAUGAGAGGCAAAGUUUUUUUUUUGUUGACUUUUUUAAGAUCUAAUUCCCACUUAAGAGACCCCCAAAGCAACAUGAAAACAGCCCAUCUAUAAACAUCUUAGUCAACAAAGAAACAUAAUGACAUUUAAGUCUGAAGGGUUUGAUUAUGCUGUUUGUUGAAUCUUCCACGCUCAUUGAAAAAGUUGUGUCAAUAUUAACCAUAGUGCCAUAUGUUAGUUUUAUGCCGCUGCUGCUAAUGAAUCAGCUCAUUUGUCAUUCCUCAGUGCUUUGUCGUUUUAUCUGCGUGUGGAUUUGUGGGUAAUGAAAGAAACACAGGGUUUAGGACCACAGUAGUGAUGGUGUUUAUCCUGUUUAAAGCAGAUACACUCCUGCUCACCAGCCUGAAACAAGGGGCCUACCUGGCUUCAUAUUAUUAACUCACUCACACAGAGGGUGGGAUAGACUCGCACACUCUCCGAAGAGUGUGUACGUGUUGUGUGAAAGAGAGAGAGGAAGGUGCAGAGCAGUCCUAGACAGUGCGUGACGGUGACCGCUUUUUAAUUCCAGCUGUAAUGUGCAGGAGGGAGCGAGUGCCGCAGUAAAGCACAGGCGGCACCUCCUUUACUUCCUUUUCUCUCGCAUACAAUGGCGUAGUACGUCGAGUACAAUCUUAUCACGAUCUGUACUGUACCUCCGUUCCUCACUGUCACUUCAUAUCAUACCGGUGGCUGUAAUGUCGUCCUGUUGUGUGACCCAGUGGUUCCCAGCCUCUCCUCCUGUUCUCCUGAAUAAUAAAAGACACAAGCCGUCAUCCUGACUGCGCUGUUGCUCCGAGGCCAGCUUGCCUGUCUCCCAGGUGCCGUUCUGCACGUGGCUCCAAACCGCCAGCAGCAACCACUGUAUCAGUUUACCUCGCUGCCCAUAAUCCAAAUCUUCACACAGUUCUGCUCAUUAAGCAUUUCCAAGUCUGCUCUACGCCCCUUACUACUCUGUAUUUUGCACAUGCUGAGCUGAUUCUUGAAUGCCCUGGAUCGAAAAAGCAGCAUCUCAUGUUAUUUUUUAAUGUUGUUACAAGGUUUCUGCGCUCAUCUUACAGACGCAACCAGGCAGUGCCAUGGUGGUUUACGAUAACUGCCAUGCUGUGCUAAUCCUGUUGUAAUAUCUCACCCUGCUAAUGCAAUAUUCAUAUAAGUGCCUCAGAGUCCUAUGAUGGUUGUCUAUUAGUCAUUAUAUGACAGUAUGUUUUAUUUAAAUCCAGAACAGGGAAAUCCAAAGCAGUGUGAACACAGUGUGCAGAGCUGUAAAACAGUCUACUGCGUUGAAAUAUCUUUUAAAUAAAGUUUGGUGUGAAUGUGGAGUUCCCCAAACAUGUUAUGUAAAAUGUCAGGGUGUUUUGCAGCAAUAUUAGGCCCUGUAUGCUUCUGUGUUGUUAUUAAUGUUGUUUUUUGUUGCUACAUCUGAUUCUCUGUGUGUCUUCCUAGGCCUACGGCUCAGGUUGUGAUGUGGUGAUCUUGGCGAGCGACUUUGACUGUGUGCAGAUUAUCCCUGGAGCUCAGAAUGGGAACAUACAGGUGGGCUGUGUGGAGUGCUCCCACCAGCUUGGCAGGGUAAGUGUUGACUGCACAGUCAGACACACUCCCACAUGCAGUUUUCAUUUUUCCAUCAAGCCAGAAGACAUUCUGAAUUACCCCGAGCAUUAAGAAGUACAUUUAGCUUUGCAUUCGCUGGUGUUUUACUGCCCAUCCUACCCUUCUUAUUGCUAUCCUGCUCUCCUGCACCACUCCCCACCUACCCCUCUCCUGAGGGAAUGGCUGAAGCACUGAUGGGGUGAGUAAUGUUUUGAUGAUGAACACAGCUCUUUAUUUUUAGAUUGCUGCGUCCUACGGAAAUACAGUCUGCAUCUUUGAACCUCUUUCUACCAACCCAAACAAACGCCACAAGGUGAGCAUGCUUCUCAGUCCUGUUCAGGGGUUUGAAUCAGUCUAAUCGUGUGAUUAUGAUUGUAUGCCAAUAACAUUGCAUGGUGUGUGUUGCUCUCCUGUCGCUAACAGCAGCUUAACUAUCAGUGGCAAAAGACAGGACAGUUCUUCCUCGAUGCCAUCACCUACAACCUGGCAUGGGACCCACAAGGUACACCAGUGCUUUCUGUGUUUAACUGAUUCCCUCCCUGUGUGAUGAAGUAAACGCUUGAUACUCGCAUAUCCUAUUACAGCCCACCCCAGUUUGUCUGGAACAACGUGUAUUAUGUAAGAGUCAGAGUGUGCAUGUGGCUCUGUGUUCUGUGGUCGUCAACGUGGGACGAGAGGUGUGUAACAUUGUGCUUUUUGUGUCCUCAGGGAACCGUAUCCUAGCAGCAACCGAGCGGCUCCAGCUGUGGGCUCCUCCGCUGACAGAUGCCCUGAUAGAGGAGGAGGAUGGGCAGCUGAUGGAGGACAAGCCCCACCCUGUCCUGAACGACUGGAACUGUGUCUGGCAGUGCAAGUACGAUUUAGCUUUAGCUAAAAACACCCAAUGUGAUUGACGGGCCAAAAAUCUUUGCUGCUUCAAGGUUACAUUCAAUAGGUCAAGAGCAAGAACAAAAUCCAAAGAUGAUUUGGUAGCCAGCCAAGAGCGUUAUUCAGGAAAGCAGCUGGCUUUGGAAGUAAAUGUUUUCAUAGAGCUGUCUGUUUGGAAAGCAAAGGCAGAAUAUCCUGACAGUGAGCAGAGCAGUAAAUUGAUUUGACCGAGUGUCAUGCAGACCUGUGUGUUUUACCUCAUUGUCCUAUUCUCAGCCUUGCUCUUUUGUUUUGUUAAUGCCGAUUGAUUGUAGGUGAAAAAAGACUUCUUUCCUUGUUUAUUGACAGCUUUCCCCUGAAACUCAAGGUCAAAUUUAACUGUCGUGCUCAAUUUUUGGCUUUGAAUAUCCUUUAAGUAAAACAGGAGCCAAAUGUUUGUUUGACACUAUUGCUGACAUGCUUUCUUUUUAUCAUGCAUUGUCUAAGUAGUCCCAUAUUAUUAACUCUAUCUCAUCCCUUUAAAAGUUGUAUCAUAGCACACUUUUUGAGUAAUAAAAACUUAUCCUGUAACUGAUUAUACAAACCUUUCUGCAUAUAGAUUCCAGUGAAAGGCUUUUAUGUACUGUUGAAAGCCAUCCCUUUGAAUCAGUGGCAUAUGCUUAAAGCUGUGUAAACAGACACACAGACAAAUAAUACCAUGUUAGUAAUUGUCACCUGAUGACACGUGCGCAUACUGCGGAUAUGGACUAAAAGGAGAAAUGCAUCCUCUGAAAUGACCAGCUCUCGGCCAUGUACAGUGUAACCACAAAAACCCAGUGACAGCUGACUCUCUGCAGAAGGGUUUCCUGUGCAGAAGUGAAUUUAGCUGAGAUCAUUGUUUAUGUCUGUGUCUCUCAGGACUGCUGCAUCUGUUCACAUUGCCAAGUGGUCUCCUGACGGGGAGUAUUUUGCAACAGUUGGGAAGGUAUACGGCUGCAAAAAAUAUUGUUCAACAUUCUUGGUAAUCUGGAGCUCACUGGGGAUGUUUGUGUUAAUGCAUUUUUUUUUGCAUGUAUUUGCAUAUACAGGAUGACUGUUUACUUAAGGUGUGGUAUCCCACCACGGGUUGGCGUUCUGCAGUGGUGGUCCAGGACCCCUCCGAUAAAAAGCCUCCCCUCGUCCACUUCUCCUUUGUUUACCUGGCCCACCCUCGCUCUGUCACUGGCAUGUCCUGGAGGAAGACCAGCAAGUUCAUGCCCAAGUAAGAAACAGCAGAUAGGAAAACACAGCAGCGAUUGACAGGAGUAGUUUUUGUGACUUUUGGAGCACAUGCUAGCUUGUGUUCACAAUUAGGGGCUGCACGUUUUAUCAUGAAUAGAAACAACUUGAUUCUUAGGCCUCCAAAUACCUGGUAUGCUAUGCUCUUGUGGUCGCUCUACAGUGAUGUGCUCAAAUGCUGGAGUGAAAAAAAUGCAAUUUAUGUAUUUAACGUAAAAUGUAGAUUUUUUUAGGACAGCUUUUAAUGAUCUACACUGAAUUCUCACACCUGCGCUCAGGUUGAGGACAGACUGUCCUUUACAAAACUGCUGUUGAAUCCUUACACAGUAUCUGACCACCACCAGUAAUUCUGUGUCUAGUGCUUUGGUUUUUCUUUUUUUCAGCUUUCAGGGGAAAAAAAAUGAAAUGGGUGGCAGCCAGGGACUCAGAGUUCACCGUUUGGCUGUUCCACUGACUGAUUUCAUUAAUUUAAUGCAGUCUCUCUUCAUAUUUCACUUUUGCCUUUCCUUUCUCCUCCAGCAAAAGAUCUCUGGUUAGGGACAGAAUGUAGUAAAGCCUCUGAUACAGAUUUUAUUAGAUCCAUUCACGUUGUAUUUUUUGGCUUUCACAAAGAUCCUUUAAAUAGUUUCUCAGUUUUGUGUACCAAUAUGUAGCGUAGUGGAUUUAAGAAUCAUGCCGGUUGUUUCUUCUUAGGCAGUGAGAAUCUUGAGUUAUCAAAUUUUAUUCCUCCCACUUGCACGCCUACUUUAGCUUUCUUUCUUUUUUUUUUUUUUAACAGUUUAAUGAAUCGUGUCCAAAGUGGGCGUUGUUUGAUGCAUCAGGUCUUUUAGAAAAUAGUUAAAUGGUUUCAGAGGUUAUAAAGCCACACACCCCUGCUGUUACAGUCCCAACACUUCAUGCCUCAUUAUAUUUUCCCUCAACACCUAAAUCUGUCUCUCUCGUUCAGAUUUAAAAUGUUUACGUUCGACUUAAACAGGCUGAUCAAAAGCAGCAUAGACGUCACUCAAUGUGUCACACAGUCUCAUUCUGCUGUUCUUAUUUAGGGGUUCUGUGUGCAAUGUGCUGCUGACGUCCUGCGAGGAUGGUGUGUGUAGGCUGUGGUCAGAGACCCUGCUACCAGAAGACAGCCUGCUUGGAGGACAGAUAUCUGAGAACACAACCUCCUUCAGCUCCAGUCUGCCAGGCCUGGCAGGAAAUAAGGACAAGAUCCAGCAUGCUUUGGAGGUACACUCGCUUAAAUCAUCUGAUCCUCCCUGGACAAACUCAUCAAAGGGUUUAUGAGAUACUUUGUUUGAUAAUGAAAUAACAUCAGACUGUUCUCUGGGUUCAAUUUCUAAACUGUGCUUCUUUAGUCAAUCCAUCACCUGAAGCAUCUUCGCCGCGGCCGCCGACGGUCCUCCGCUUUGGUGGCUCACAGCGAGCUGCUGCCUUCUCAGCUUGGCACACAGGAUGCACACACUCACCGCCACAUUGCACACCAUGCCAACGCGCUGUGUCACUUCCAUAUCUCAGCCAGUAUUAACCCCAACACAGGUAGGGGGGCUGCCGAACAUUUUUGUAUUUCUUCGCUAUAAAAAUUGAUGUCAUAGUAUAAUCUUGUUGCCUCAGACUGUGCCUGCAAAAACAGCCCGCAGAGGCUGCGUUAUUCUUUUUUAUUGCCUUUGUUCCUCUUUAUAUGAAACUUAAUGAAUUAAUAAUAAAACUGCUGCAACACAACAGUAAGCCAUUAACAGCAGAAUUUGUUUUUAGAUAUGAAGUGAGAAGUGCAACGGAGUGAUACAGCAGAAAUGACUAGUGACUGGAAAAAACUGAAUCACAUCAGAGAGCAUGACAUUUAAUACAGCUGUGAGCUCAGUAGAAGUGUUAGUUAUAUAUCAUUUAACCUUUUCCCACCGUCAGUCAUCCAGAUCUCCCUCCCUCUGCCUGUUGCAGAUAUCCCAUCAGUUCUGGCUGACUCUGCAGUGUUCAACCCAGAUGACGGCACUGGGGGUGGAGGCUUUGUGGUUCACUGGCUUAACAACAAAGACCUCAGUUUCACUUCCUCUAUGGACCUCUUCAUGCUGCAGCUCCGGAAGUUCUCUGAGCAGCAGCUGGAGCAAGGCACUGAGGACCCCCUAGAUCCUGAGGGAUCCCCAAUGAAGUUUGACUUUGGUAUGACCCACAAUAUUGCAGCACACGUAUCUCAGAACAUAGCAGCAUGAAAAUAACAACACAAUCCUCUGUUUCUCCAGACCUGGAUGAGAUGUCUGACAAAGCCUCCUCAGAGCAGGGGGAAGAGGGUGAGGCGGGGGAACAGGGAAGCACUAAGGCCUCCUCACCUGGAUCCAGCUCCAGCAUGCCUUUGCCCUCCAUGCUGCUGGAGAGGAAGAUGGAGACUCUGACUACAGAGUGGAACAAGAGCCCUGACAUGCUGUUCACCAUCCACCCUGCUGACGGAUCCUUCCUGGUCUGGCAUGUGAAGUACCUGGACGAAUUCAACCAGGGCAUCUUCAGACAGGUUCAGGUGAGUCAGGAAUUCACAACAUGAAGAAGUUUCUGUUUGCAGAUAUCACAGGUCAGCAAUCAUUUUCCAAAGAGUUAAUGUUGUUCAGUCGACUUAAUAGUCUGUCACACACACACACACACACACACACACACACACACACACACACACACACACACACACACACACACACACACACACACACACACACACACACACACACACACAAUCGGAGCUGUGUGGCUGUCGUUAAACUUUGUAUUAACUGUAAAGUGACUCAGCAGCACUCCCCCAGCGUUAUAUAAGAUUUCUAGUAUUGAGCAGACAUGCUCCUCUGUGCAUGUGGGCUGUCCAAACUCUGUGGGGUCUUGGUUCACAAAACAACUUUCACCAGUUUUUCUAAAGUUUAUCGGCUUCUUUUAAUGCUUGAAAUGUUCAUGUUCAAAAAUGUAAAUGUUCAAACUUUUCAGUCAAGUUAUCACCCGGUAAUUAUCUAGUUCUUGUGUGCAAAAGUUGUUUUGAGAUAUUUCAAAUGAUUGAUUAGGCAAGUUGAAUUCAGGUUUUGUGACCUUCUUAUUUAUUCAUUUUCUGACUUUAUUUGCCGUAUCGGGAGAAAACAGGACUGUGGAUAGGCUAGGAAACAGAGAGAUCGAGGAGAGACGUGAGAAAGAUGUGACAGGCUGGGAGCCAACCUGAGCUGACCGUUCAAGGCGUAACCUGUGUUUAUGGGCUCACAGACUGCAAGGCCAGCAGUGCCCCUGUAUAUAAACAUAAAAAAAUAAUUGUCCUCUCAUGGUUAUAAGCUGCGUAAAAGAUACAAUGCUUGUUCAAUCAGCCAUGCAACAGAAAAACCUGCCGUCAAGUUGCUCACUGAAUUAAUUAUAAUAAAAUGUUGUUUGUCAUUGAAACAGUAAAGAUUUAAAGAUGGUGGCUAUCACUGGUUAAAAAAAGAGUCUUCAACCUCUAAAAUUCAAAAUAUUUCAGAGGGAAAAACUCAAGAAGUCCAAGUCUGAAAUUAGUGUCACUCUUUGUCGUGCCUGUUUUAUUUCCUUGUUCACAUACCCAGAUCUUCACCUUGAUAUGUAACGAGAUGCUCAGGCUGUAGCGCUCUGCAGUCCUCUUGUCCUCCUCAGCCUGCUUGUGCUGCGGCACUGCACUCAUCUAACACAACAGAGUACUUCUACCUCUAGCUGAUAGGGAUCCUUUAAAAUAUGCUUGGAUUGGCCCAGAUAAGAUCUGCUGCGGGUAUCUUUAACAAAUAAGUUCACACAGCAUUUCUCAAGUCUGUUCUUUUUGUGAUUACUUGGCUUGGACUGCAGCGAUGCAGAGCUACGUUCAGUCUCAUACCUGUAGCUGUCUUGUUUUCUUAUCAGAUCAAAAAAAAGACUAAAGACCUUUCAGCAUGUUGUACUCAGAGCUUGGUUUUCCUUUGUGCACAUGUGAGGCACAUGCAGACUGUGAAAUGUAAACUAUAUAAUGCUUUAUGUGUUUAUGGUAUAGCUUUAAGUAUGGUUGUUAUUGUUGCAGCUGAUGAACUGAGAAGCUGACAUCACACUGUAUAAAUUGUUAAUUAGGUCUCUGUAGAGGUGAAGGACCAUCGAGGAUAUAAACCUGUAGUAAUGCUUUGAUUCUCUUCUAACUCUCCCUUCAGGUGUCUUUCUCGUCUCGUAUUCCUGUGGCUUUUCCUACCGGCGAUGCCAACUCCCUGAGUAAAAACAUCUUGAUGUACGCCUGCACUCUGACUGAGAAUGAGAGCGCCGGCUCAGUCGAGCAGGGGAGGAUGGCCUCUCGCGUGUCCCACUCUGCUUCAGCCUCAGCAGGCCUGGGCUCACCCGCCCUGGCCUCCUCUCCCAGCCCUCGCCCUGGUAUCAGUCCUGCGGUCAUGAUGGUCUCUAAGCAUGUUGAUGGAUCUCUCAACCAGGUAAAGGAGUGUAACAGAGUAAAAUUCAUAAAAUUCACAACAGCACCGAAGUAUCUUGUCAUAACUAAAUAAAAUUGAGAGUGUUGUGUUUGUACCUCUUAAAAAUUCAGCCCUUCUCCUGUCUGUGUUUGGUUCCUCCUAUCUGCAGUGGGCAGUGACAUUUGCUGAACGUUCUGCCUUCUCUAACGUGCUGACGGUCUCACACAAGUUCAGAUACUGCGGUCACCGCUUCCAUCUGAACGACCAGGCCUGCCACACAGUGCUGCCUCUGCUGCUAACAUCCUCUCACCAUAAUGCCCUGCUCACCCCGCCCUCAGCUCCGGGCAGCCUGGAAGGAGAGCAGCCUCCAACCUUUCCCAUACCAAAGGGACUUCCUAGGUAUAAACGCAUGGAGAGAAGAGACAGAAAACAGUGAUAAAAAUUAUAUAACCAUAAAGAUAGGCCAAAGAGCACAGAUGCUUCUUGCUGUAACACGUUGUGACACGCUUCCAUAUUUGAUGGUCUUAUUAUGCUCUGCAUGAAACAUGAGCUCUGUGACAACAUUACUUUUCCAUUAGCAGGAAACAGCUUCGCAAUGCAGCUACAAGGACCUUCCAUGAUCCCAAUGCUAUCUACAGCGAGCUGAUCUUGUGGAGGGUGGACCAUAUUGGACCUUUGUCCUGCACUGGAGGGGUCUCUGAACUGGCCCGUAUCAACUCUCUGCACACCUCUGCCUUCAGCAAUGUUGCUUGGCUGCCUACGCUCAUACCCAGCUCUGUGCUUGGUAAACACACCAUGCAUUUCAAAUAUAUAUGUGCAUUUGAACCUGAGGGAUUAAUGACGGUGCAGAAUCCUUUCUGUGACGAGUAAAUGCUUAUUCAGAGCUGUAUGAUGGAGGAGCACAAUCUGGCCAUCUGCUAUUGCUCAUAGAGCAAUACAAUAUUAGGUUCACUUGUCAGGACAGAGCUCAGCUAAAUUAAUUCACGUUAUAUAAUGUCUUUCCGGCCACAAGAGCACAUCUCCAAUGCUGUGCAGUCCAGUCCAGUCCUACAAACUCUGUGUUUUGUCCCUCAGGAACUUACUGCAACAGCGCCAGCGCCUGCUUCGUGGCAUCAGAUGGCAAAAACCUGCGUCUCUAUCAGGCUGUGGUGGACGCCAGAAAGCUACUAGAUGAGCUGUCAGAUCCCGAAACGUCUGUGAGUGAACACGCACGCACACACACACACACACACACACACACACACACACACACACACGCACGCACGCACACACACACACACAAAAACACCACCAACAACAACAACAACACACACGUAUCAUAGAGCCCUAGAAUAAACACACUCAUUGUGCUCAUUGGGAUGUAGUUAUCUCUGUUCAGGGACUCUGUGCAGGGAGUUAACUGAAUUUGGGUCUUUGUGUAUCACGAUGUGAGUCUGUGGAGCUUUUGUCACUAACGACCAGGUAAAGAGUCCGCUGCAGGGUUGUGCAAUGCAAUCAAGAGUGCAUCAAUCUUGACAAAUGAAAGAUCUGAUAUUGCGUAACCAAAUUAUUCCCUGAUAUUGAAUCCAUGUUCCAACCCUGAUUUUCAGCAUCUUACUGUUUAUUUGACUAAGAUUGUAUUUAAAAACUUUGUUAUUUCACAACGAGAACACUCUGUCCCCAUCAAACACUCAGAUCUAAUAUUUUACUGUAAGUGGAGCCGUGUUCUUUCAUAAGCACUUUCUUCCAUACUCUCCCUUCUUAACAACAAGCAGCCAGAUUUCUCUGCACUUUCUCAGUAAAUCAUUAUUUCCACAUUAUUUCUUUUAGCACAGUUAUGGUUUCAGAUGCAGCAAAGUAAAUGGACAGUUUACCAUUUCCUGUGUGUGUGUCUCUGUUUAGAAACUGGUGGGCGAAGUGUUCAACAUCGUCAGCCAGCAGUCCACUGCCAGACCUGGAUGUAUCAUCGAGCUGGACGUCAUUACAAACCAGGUUAGGAGCUUCCCCGUGUUUUUUACACCUACCACAAGACAGUGAAACUCAAUGCUUGAAAUCCGGAGACAUUUUAAUCAAUAGCCAUCGUAACCUGUUUGAAUGUGUCUCCAUGUCCAUUCAGUGUGGUGCCAACACCCAGCUGCUGCAUGUCUUCCAAGAGGACUUCAUUCUAGGUUACAAGCCUCACAACGAGCCAGAAGCAUACACGUCAGCCUUCCCAUGUGGUGAAGGUAGAGUCCGCUGUUUGACCAAAGUUCUUUUUGGUUCUGUUUCCUUUAACCUUAAUGAAUCUGAAUCUUUAUUUAAUGAAAGACAUAGAUAGCUAAGGCUUCAUUUGACUGUAUUUAGUUUCUUUACAGUUGUAGUACUGCUGUCCUCUUCUGUUCUUAUGUUUUAUUUCUAUUUUUAUACUGACAUUAAUGCACCGACUACACUAAUACAAAUUCCUUAUGUGAGUUAACCUACAUGAAAAUUCUAAUUCUGAAUAUCCAGAUUUCCAGCCUGCUCCAUUCUCUGAGAAGUUCUUCCUGGUGGUGAUAGAAAAGGAUCUCAACAGAAACUCAGUCCUGCAGAUGUGGCAUCUGCACCUUAAAUCUGUGCAGGCUUGUGUUGGUAUGUAGAGUUCACACAACCGAGCUCUUAUUUGCAUAAAUGAAAUUUUUCUGGAUAUUUAUAAGCAUGCAAGCAUGAAUUUUUAAUGUGAAGCCUACCAUUUUAUCUACAUCAAAGUGCCUCUACCAAGCUAAAAUAUUCCUGUAUCUGUGCCCAGAUGAGCCAAGCCCAGAUUUCAGCUCCCAGAGCCAGCUCAUGGUUCCCAAUCAGGCUGUGAACCCAGACUCUUCUCCAGAGACAUCACCUGUCAGACCUCUGCCACGGUCAGCCUCCACGGCCAACCUACAAUCAGCCAGCAAACUCAUUCUCAGCUCCAAGCUCGUGUACAGCAAGCGGCUCGACCUGCCUCAUGGGGUGGAGGUUACCAGGGCAACCCCUUCUGCAGGUUGGAAUGGGCACACACUUCUCACACAUAUGACUCAUAUGUUACUGUUCCCAGUUUGAACCAAGAAAAAAACAAAACCUGCUUUUUCUGCCUGAAAGUGGCUAUCUGAUAGAGCCCUAAAGAUCUGCAUUGACUUUUAAAGGACUGGAAAAAAAACAUAUUAGUGAUAAAACAAGAAAUGAGGCAGAACUGCAACAUUAACACCUGCCUUCAUGCUGUCUUUUGUUUCUUCUAGGUCAUCUUAGUUCCUCCUCCAUCUACCCCGUGUGCCUGGCUCCGUACCUGAUUGUUACUACCUGCUCUGACUCUCGCGUGCGGUUCUGGCGCUGUGCUGUGGAGGGUGAUGAAGGGUUUAGUGAAGAUGACAGAGACAACCGGGCAUACCGCUGGGAGCCCUGGGUCCUGAUGAAUGAGGAGGAGGACAACAACAGCGCUGUUGGCGUGUCGGGGCGGCCUGUAGCUGUUUCCUGCUCCUAUAUCGGCAGGCUGGCUGUGGCCUUUAAAAAGCCACGACAAGGGCAGGUAGGAAAUGAGAAUUUGUCUCCAUGAUAGUGUUUUAAAACUCGUUUUAUUGUAGAGAUCACCUUAUGGAAAAACCAUACAAUGAAAAUGUAAAUACAGUGAGUAAAUGUAAUAAGUUUUAGAGUCUGGAGCCUCAAGAAAUAGAUAAAAAUACCAAACGUCAGCAUAUUUACAUUUAUGGGAAGCACAGAAUGGCAAGAGAGGAAUGUGAAAACAUACACAUAUCCAUGGUCCACUAUACAGGGCAGUGUUUAAAGUCUGCACUGACAAUCAUUAACCAUUAGUCACAGAGAAAUGAUAGAGCCUGACUUUCUGAGGAUCUACGUCCUUGCAGCUGCUCUGUAGGUAGAGCUGAAUGUCUUUAAUCUAAGACUGAGAUCAGGUCCACAAACAACAGUCAGAGCUUGGGUGUAUUUAAUGAUGUGAUGCAGGAUAGACGGCACCAGCAGGGCGUUGUUAUGAGCCCAGAUCACUUUGCCUUGUGAUUACAGCAAGCCUGGUUUAGUCACUCCAGUGUUUCCAGAGAGUUCGAAUGUAUUUCUGGUCCUAGCUGACUUGGAAAAAGGGGCAGAGAAGAAGCGAGCGUUCUCAUGUUGUUGCUCAGACGUCACACAGACACAGACAUUUCUUUCUUUCAGUCGCUAAGUGACUGUGAACAACAAAUAACUGAACAAUGAUGUAGCCUUAAAGGUAUAUUCAGUAGAAAUGAAAUGAGUUUGUUCAGUGCUACUGUAUAAACACUAUGAUACAAGAUGAUGGUGCCCGCGGAAGUGUUAACAAAAACAAAACAGUUUUACAUUUAAGUGAUCGGACACUUUCUUGAACACACUCAUGAAUAUCAUGAUUUCUCUACAGUCUGUUUUUAAGUCUGUUCUGCUGAAUGCUGCUGUAUCCCAGCAUCUCAGAGUGUAACUCAGUGUCCUUUUUUAAAUCUCUUGUUAAAACCCACUUCUGUCGUUUGGCUUUCUCUUGAUCGUUGGCUUUAUUAGACGAGUCCUUAGCCUUAAAUCAUCAAGUAUUGGAUUUGAAUCUUAUCAGUUUAUUUAUUUGUACUCUUUUUGUUUGUUUUUGAUUUUUAGCUCUCUGUAACUUGUUUAUGAAAAGUCCUGCAUACUGUAAAUUAGGGCUGGGAUGAUAGGCUUUUCUCCUGAUUUGAUUCUUCUACAAUUCUUUAGAUGCCAAUUUGAUUUAAAUUGCGGUUCUACGAUGUUGUAGAUUUUUUCAAAUUUUAGUCUGCAUUUUUAACACCAGUUAAACAGUUGAAUGAUUAUGAUUGUCUACUGACUGUUCCAGGAAACAUAUUUCCCCCCAAAAUACACAUCACAUGUAAGUCAGUUUUUAAGAUUUAUUCUUAAAUUUGAAAAAAUAAAAAAUUAAAAUCGAUUUUUGAACGUAAAAAUUGAUUUAAAAAUUCUAAAACAAAAAAUCGUGAUACUUAUGUGAAUUGAUUUUUUUUCUCCCAGCCCUACUGUAAAUGACAUUUUUAUUAUAAUUAUUGAAAUAAUUGUAUUAUACGCACUAUUCCUUUAAUGUCAUCUCCAUCAGCUGGGCUUCUUACAGGCUUGGGUAUCACUAUUUGAAAAGAGCUGAGUCCCUUAGAUUGACAGUGUUCUCUUGGGACUGUAGAUGAAUCAGGUAAACUUGAAUCCAUCAGUUUGAGGACAAACCUGUGCAGCAGACUGAGGUGUUCAUGAUACUAACCAUUCAUGAACUCUAGAUAGAUUCUAUUCAGGACCUUGGCCAGCUGUCUCCUCUUUGGAGAGAAGCCAACAACAAUCCUUCCUCAUGCGUAUGAUCGUGUUUUGACUCAGAGUGUGCACAGAGCGAGUGCUAUUCACAGACAGGUCUGUGCAUUGUGUUUGUGAAAGAGAGUGAGAGCAGGGCAAAGAGGGGCUGAGUAAAUCAAUGUGCCGUGUGCAGCAAUACAAUGAAACAAGAUUUUACCCAUUCUUAAUGGCAAAAAAGCAGAAAAUCAAUAUGUGGCGGUCAAUGUUGAUAUUGUAGCAGGCCGCCACAACAAAUCAAUGUAUGGGAAACACGGUGUUCACAGUGUCUGCAGUAUUUUUAGAUUUGAUGGACUCGAAGAAAAUAAGACUUUAAGAAGUGUCCCUUUUGCUCUCAGCUGCAGGGCUCUGGAGAGGACUUCUCCAUGCAUGUGUCCAUCUAUGAGUGUGAGUCCACUGGUGGAUCAGAGUGGGUUUUAGAGCAAACCCUCCACCUGGAUGACUUUACCAGACCCACCUCAACUCUGGAUCCCAGAGUCAGCGUGGACUCCAACCUCUUUGUCUACAGCAGGUAAGGGUUAGAGAACACUCCUUGUGUGUUUUUUAUCAGCAUCUAUGUUUUUCUAAAGUCUCAUGAAUUAUUUCUUUUUAUCCCCUUCAGGUCUGACCUGUACAUGACCAGGGACCACAGCUCCCCCAACAUAAAACACUAUGUCCAUCUGGACUGGCUGUCAAAGGAGGACGGAUCUCACAUCCUCACUGUGGGAGUGGGCUCUAACAUCCUCAUGUACGGUCGUAUCUCUGGCAUGGUCAACGAGCAAACAAGCAGCAAAGAGGGAGUAGCUGUCAUCACCCUCCCUCUAGGGGGCAGCAUCAAACAGGGCAUCCGCUCUCGCUGGAUCCUGCUGCGCUCUGUGGACCUGCUGUCCUCUGUGGAUGGCACACCAUCUCUGCCAGUCUCCCUGUCCUGGGUGAGGGACGGCAUAUUAGUGGUGGGCAUGGACUGUGAGAUGCACGUGUACGCUCAGUGGCAUCAGGACAAGAAGCCUGGAGAGGGAGACGAGGGCAACCUGUCAUGUGCAGACAUCGCAGGAGGUCAGACAGCUUCUUCCUCAGUCUUUGAGGGCAGAGCGAGGUCGAAGAGUGUUUUUGAAGGAAACACAGCUGUGGAUGAGGCUCUUCGGGCUCCAGCGGGACUUCAAGAAGGGGGGCUGUUUGAAGCAGCUCAUUCACUGUCACCGACGCUCCCCCAGUACCAUCCUACCCAGCUGCUGGAGCUCAUGGACCUGGGCAAAGUUCGCAGGGCUAAGGUGAAUAUCUGCCCUAUUUAGCUGCACUGAAACAUGCUAAAUGUUGACUUGAAGUGCAAGUCUGUCAAGAGUGAAACAAUAAAUCUUUAAAUAUUGGGUUAUAUAGUACAGGGCGCCCCCAUUUCUGGUGCAAACUGCUGUUUAAUCCUCUGCGUCUCUAUUUGUCAGGCCAUCCUUGCUCACCUGGUGAAGUGCAUUGCUGGUGAAGUUGCCGUGGUGAGGGAUGUGGAGGCUGGUGAGGGGGGAGCCAGGAGACAUCUGUCCCGGACCAUCAGUGUGACUGGCAGCACAGCAAAGGACACCAUCGUGGCGGGCCGCGACGGGGGCAGGGACUACACCGAGAUCAAUUCCAUCCCUCCCUUGCCCCUCUACUCCCUCAUGUUGGCAGACCUGGACACAUCAUACAAAGGAGCAGAGGACGCUGCUAAGGGAGCCAAGGGGCCUGAGGGAGAUGGAGUCCAUAAGUCCAAGGAGGACCAGUACUCUGACCUUUUCCAGGUUGGCAGAGUUAAAGAGUUAGGUUUGGUUACAGAGGCUGGAGUCCACUAAUACUAUUAACUCAUUUCCUCCUGUGUUUAAAGGUGCCAACUGUUACCACCGAUGACUUUGUGAACUUUGCCACCGACAAACCAGAGAAGAAGUCACGUGUAAUCAACCUUUCACAAUACGGACCAACCUACUUUGGACCUGAGCAUGCUCAGGUAAUGCUGCGUCUUUUAGGAGAGAAUAGAUUUUCUAGAGAAAAUAGGGAGGUGGUGCGAUUAAUCUUGAUUAUUCAUGAUUACAUCUGAACAAGUUUUCUAUUCAGAUUGUUUUGAAAGUGGUUUACAAAGAGGUUAUAGGCUGUUCAUAAGAGAUAUUUAAUGGAGUGUUCUGUUAGAACCAGCAACACAGUAAAAACCAUCCCUGCACCGUACUUGCCCAAUAUUUUGCAUGAUUUAUUUUUCCAUUAUUGCAACAUAUUAUUACAUUAUAAUAUUAUGCUAAUCCGCACAAAUAACCUGGUUACUCCAGGAAAGCCUUGACUUGAAGUUCUGCACAGACAUUGACAUUUAAAGACCACCUUAUAAAUCAAAUCAGACCAUCAUUAUUUCAUCCGUUCAGUCUUUUUGAUCUUUGAGUUCUUCGAUGCUCUCGCUCAUAUGUGUUUCUUAUUUAUGUAUUAGGUGUUGUCCAGUCAUCUCAUGCACUCCAGCCUGCCAGGACUGACCAGACUUGAGCAGAUGUUCCUCGUGGCUUUGGCUGAUACUGUUGCAACCACCAGUGCUGAGGUUGCGAGCUCCACUGAUCAAAAGUACACAGGUCUGUUUAUGUAUUUAUUCUUGCAAAUAUAUGUAUUUAUGUGCAUAAGAGAUACUGCCGUAACUGUGAUAUUUACGGUAACAUAGAUAAAGCUGUUCAGGUCCAGUAUCUGCAAUAUUGAUAAUCAAAUCUCAAGUACGAGACGCAGCAGACUGAAAAUCUACCGUAGAAUUUUUAACACUGAUAAUGACUUCACUGAAGACUUUCUCACACAAUCAUGCCCGGGCAUCUCACUUCGACAGGUUGUUGGUGUGAAAACUGAAACUUGUCUUCAACUAAUACAGAUUUCUUGGCUUCUCUACACGUCUACUUUAACUUCAUGGAUGCUGUAAAGCUCUAAUAGCAUUUCAAACAAAGUGAAGGCCAAUCACAUGACAGUAUGACAGCUCAUUGUGUCAUGUCAGACAGGAAAGCAAUGCUGCUGUAAAUGUUAUUAUGAUUGAAGUCAAUUUUUUUCUGCUCUCAUUGUUUCUGGUUGUCACAUGUGGAUUGCUGAUGACAUUUAGGCAUUGUUGUUAUUGCUUUCUCUUCAUGUAGAAGUUUCUUUUUCUUUAUUUGAAAGAUAUUUCUGUAACGCCGAUUUCAAAGCUGUUUUGAUGCUCUGCUAACUCGGGUUUAAUGUAUAAACCACAGAGCUGUCACUCUGCACCUCACAGGGAAAUUGUAAACCCUAGUGAUAGGCCGAGCUGCUGAUGUUGUGAUGUUCACAGACUUCUCUGAGUCGGGACUUGAAAAACAGUUUAAUACCGGGGGCUGUUUGGGCUGCUGCUUGCUAAUGUGAACAUCAUAGGUUUUGUCAAGGGGUCUUAUUAUCAGGUAAGACCGGUCCUGCAGCCAAUGCACAUGAUCUCCCCUCUAUAAACUUUACAGGCAGAUAGACUCCUGGAAAGUUUUCAUCCUUCGUAUUGACUUUAGAUCUUGUUACCAAUCACCCUAUGAGCUAACAAAUGUGACCUGACCAUCCACCUAAGCUAUUAUUACUCUCGUGAAAAAGAGCAACAUCUGAGUUGUAUAAGAGUGAAGACACCGAGCAGAGUAUGCAGAAGUAACACAUCAAAACCUUCACUUUGAAACUGCUCCAUCCAGCUUAUAUGAGCUGAACAUUUUUACUAGUCCAGGGUGCUACCGAGCGGUGCGCUCGUAUCUCAGACUUUACGAUCAGUCACCGAUUGAGAUCAUUUAAUCUUUACACCCCUCCUACUUACUCUAAAAUACUUCAGUUAUCAUCAAUUUGUUUCUCUUCCAAAUGUGGGUUUUAUGCACACAUCUACAUUGUAGUCACACUGCAAUCCAAGCUGUCGUGUUUAAAAUAGUAACCCUGAUUUAUUCAAGUUCUUUCGAGUGAAAGGCACGUCCUGAUUGAAGCAUCCUUGAGCAAAACACGGCCCAGCUCCAUGGUUUUCAUUGUUUAUUCUGCUCUCAUGCUCUGAUCAGUCAAGGGAGAGGACAGGCCACCAGAGGAUGAAUGAAGAACUGCCUUAAUUCAUAUUAAACACCUUGCGUGAGAGAUCAUGAUGCACACAUAACAGCAGAAUAGACUCGAAUUGUAAAUUGGCAUUUCAGCUCGCCUCAUUGUCUAGCGGUCCAUUUAAUGUUACCCUUGGUGAGAGAUAAUAUCCUAAUAAAGUCAGCUAAAGGUUGUAGACAAUAGCUAAGCAUCAUUUCCUUGAUUGUGUGUUCCUGGAUUUAUAUCUGCAGCCAUCAGAUCUCAGCAUAAACAGAAGUGCCUACACUGUUCUUGUUAACUCUGCAUAAACAAACACUGCUCUUAUUCUAUUAUCUUCAUAUUUUUUCUCAAAUUUUCCAUCAUAUUUAUUUAUUUAGUCUUUUGAGGAGAAGACAUUAGCAGGUUGUUCCAGGGUAAAGUAAGCACACAGAGGCUAAGACAGUUCAAGGAUGCAGAUAUGGUCUCUGAAAGACGUGCAUGAACUUGAGUGAUACUUGAGUUUUUAAAUGCCUUUGCUGUUUUGUCACAUGGCAGCCAUAUUAAUAGAGCUGUUGCUACAAUAAUUAGACUAAAGCUGACAGCUCCCUGCUGUUGUGUUUGAGUAGGUGCUGAGGCUCUUGACGAGUGUGGACUGAGGUACCUGCUGGCCAUGCGUCUCCACACCUGCCUGCUCACCUCUCUGCCCCCACUCUACCGUAUGCAGCUGCUCCACCAGGGUAAAACACUCUACCAUAUACUUCCCCUGUGACAUAUAUAAAACAUGUUCAAUGUGUCAAAAGAAACAUUUUAUCAUCAGAUUUGUGGUCAUGAAUAUUUUUUUCAUUUUGGGGCAUCUUCCUCUCUCCUUCCCCCUCCUCCACUAUCUCUCUCUCUUUCCCUCUUCUCUGUGGCAGGCUUGUCAACAUGCCACUUUGCGUGGGCCUUCCACUCAGAGGCAGAGGAAGAGUUGCUGAACAUGAUCCCCGCCAUGCAGAGAGGCGAUCCGCAGUGGUCUGAGCUCAGAGCUGUGGGAGUGGGGUGGUGGAUACGUAACAUCAACACUCUGAGGAAAAUGGUGGAGAAGGUACCAGAACUAAAUCAGACCGUAAAAUGCAAGAUUAAUGAGAUGUCCGCUCAUGCAAAUGUUAGAUAGUUUAAUAUUUUGUUACAUGAGAACAGUGACAUACAACAACAUGGCUGACUGAUAUUUUUUUAUAAGGAAACAUGUCAUCUUUCCCAUGCUGAAGGGCUUUAAAAUACAUUUCCUGAUCUGAUCAAUACAACAAGCGGUCUGAGGAACAACAUGCAGCCAAUGUUUUGAUACUGUCAUUCUUCUGUGGUCUUUAAAGUGAGCUCAAAAGCAAAUCAAAUCUUCAUUAAAUAACCAGAUUAUCGUCAUGUUUCUGUGUUUCCAGUUAGGUAAAGCUGCUUUCCAGAGGCACAACGACCCUUUAGAUGCUGCUCUGUUUUACUUGGCCAUGAAGAAGAAAGCUGUCCUGUGGGGUCUCUUCCGGUAGGACAUGAAUACUUUGAUUGACUGGCUGCAUGUUACAUUUCAAUUAUGUUUUUCACGGGACCUUUAAAACGGCAAUAAUUGGUGUGUUCUCACUCUCUCAGGUCUCAGCACGAUGAGAAGAUGACUCAGUUCUUCAAGAACAACUUUAGUGAAGACCGCUGGAGAAAGGCAGCUCUAAAAAAUGCUUUCUCCCUGCUGGGAAAACAGCGCUUUGAACAGUCAGCUGCUUUUUUCCUGCUGGCCGGAUCACUCAAAGACGCCAUAGAGGUGCGAACUACACACACUCAGCAACACAGGGAAUACACCGACGUGGCUUAUUAUAGUUGAGCUUGUUCCAACGCCCCAUUUUCAUUUUCCUCACAGUGGAAACUUGGCAUUGCUUUCUUUUGUUGCAGCAUUGAGUAUAAAAAUGUGUCCGUAUGAGAGUUAACUAACUACAUCACUACAGUUUGGAUAUCUGUUGUUGAGGGAUCUGGAUCUUCUACAGCCUUACAAUCACAUGAGGGGAGUCUAAAUUACACUGAUAAGAUGCAUACAACGCUUGUACAGCUCCCCUUGGUCUGUGUGUCCAUACAGCACAGUCAUAAUAUACAGAUAGCCGUAAAAGGAAAUAGCAACAUGUGUUUUUAUUACCUCAGCUCCACAUACUGUUGUGUUUGCUUUGAAAAACUUUGCUCUUUAUUACCUCAGAGGUAAUUUUUAAUGUUGCUUUAGCAGGUUUUAACUCAUCCUCUUCUAUGUUAUGUAGGUGUUGAUGGAGAAGAUGGAGGAUCUCCAGCUAGCCAUGAUAGUAGCAAGGCUGUAUGAAGCUGACUUUGAGAACUCAUCCACCUGCCAAGGCCUGCUGUAUGAGAAGGUCCUUGGUUGUAACAGGGAUGGAAGUGGUUACCACUGCUCCAGACUGCACCCUGACCCCUUCCUCCGCAGCAUAGCCUACUGGAUCAUGAAGGAUUACACCCAAGCCCUGGACACGCUUUUGGAGCGAAUCCCCAAAGAGGAUGAUGAAAACCCUGGUCAGUUGUUUGCAGAGGUUUUCACUCAGUAUUACACAGAAUGAUCCACUAAAGCCGGUUCGCCCCGCUCAGUAUCUGCACUUUGUUCUACGCUUAAAAGCCUCUUCCUUUGUUCUUCUUCCUGCGUCAGAUAUGAUGGUGAAAUCCUGCAACCCUGUGGUGUUCAGUUUCUAUAACUACCUGAGGACUCAUCCUCUCAUCAUCCGCCGACACUUCGCAAACCCCGAAGGCACAGCAACCACCGUGGGCCUCACUGCAGAGAAAAGCAGCGCGGAUGAGAUUAAUCUUAUAGAGCGCAAACUGUUCUUCACCACUGCUAAUGCACACUUCAAGGUGGGCGAGCCACAAACAAGACCACUCACUGAUAUUAAAGCCUUUGAAAAAGCUUCAACCCUCUUACUCUUAAUGUGAUUAGCUACAAAAGGGGGGGAAACGUGAUGGUUAUGUAUGGUUUUAACUAUGUCUUAAUUCUUUGUAGGUGGGCUGUCCAGUUCUUGCUCUAGAAGUUCUCUCCAAAAUUCCCAAAGUUACCAAGAAAUUAACCUCCUCGUCUCUCAGCAAAGCGUCUUCAAAGGCCAACUUGAACUCUAGUCAACCCCUGGAAAAUGGCACCCAGGGAAGCGUGGACUGGGGCUUCCCAUCAGCCCCUACUCAAGCCUGGGGUGGUAAUGAUAGUGCAGGUGGGUUGGACUGGAGCCAGCCUGUGGUCAAGGUGGAGGAUGAGGGGCUGAACUUAGAAUGGGGAGACGACAAAGAUGAGGAUUCAGAUGAGGAUGACGGUCUGACCAUGAAGAAACCAGAGGCUGAGACCAAAGAUGGAGGAUCAGAGAGCAGCGGCAGCAAACUGCAGAGAGAGAACUCACAGGUAGGAGGAGAAAGCUUUAAUUAAAACACAAAAAACUUCAGAUCUUUCUGUCUGUGUUGUAGAGUUUUGUUUUUGUAUGAACUGUCCCUCCUGAAAAUCUGAAAACACAGACACGCGUUGAGUCAAAACAAAACCUGGGGGUGUCCCUCUGAUGGGUGAACUGAAAUGAAGCGGCAUUUUCUAAUUUGCAGCCCACAUUUUUGCAUUUAAAUUAAACAUGUUUUGAAUUGAUUAGAGGCUGAACUGGUAUGACACUGGACCUAAAGAGAUAAAGAUUUGGGAAGAAAUCAAUCCAGCCAGUGCUGAGCUCUCGAACUUGUAAUCCAUGUCAGUAUUUUCUGAAAGGUUCUGUAAUUCCACAUUGGAAAUUUGCGACUCAGGAUGUAUUUUAUAUUGUGCGCCUCUCUGGAAGCCUGCAGAUAGUCAGCUUAAGACCAGUUUAAAAAAUGCUGCAUUAAGGUCAGGGAGACUGCGGGGUGUGGGCCGUUUUCUAUUAAUUCUUUCUUGUUAAUGCCAGGGAGAGUCGGAGGUAGACGUGAUCGCUGAGCAGCUGAAGUUCCGCGCCUGUUUGAAGAUCCUGAUGACAGAGCUGCGUACGCUGGCCACAGGCUUUGAGGUGGAUGGAGGGAAGCUCCGUUUUCAGCUCUACAGUUGGCUGGAGAAGGAGAUAGCGGCCAUGCAUACCAUCUGCAACUAUAAGGUACACAUAAAUAGCUUUAAAUAGAGUCCUUUGAGCUGAAUGUUCACUCCUGCAGUAGAAGGUCUUAGUAAAAAAAUAACCGACCUUUUUGUUGCAUAGGUGGAAGGAAAGGAGGAAGAUUCAGAGGUGGAGCGUUGGGGAGAGCGCACAGCGUCAAUUGACAUAUCAGAUGAUAUCUUGGAGCGCACAGACGCCGGGGCGUACGAGCGCCACCAGAUGGAGCGGCGCCGCCUCCAGGCCAAGCAGCAACACUCAGAAAGGCGUAAGGCGUGGCUGAGGAAGAACCAGGCCCUGCUGAGAGUGUUCCUGUCCUACUGCAGCCUUCACGGAGCCAAGGGGGGAGGAGUCACCUCUGUCCGUAUGGAGCUUCUGUUCCUCCUGCAGGAGAGCCAGCAGGUACACACAUCCACUCAUGCAUCCCCCCCCCAUGCAUGAUCUGUACUUUACUUGAUAAAUGCCAGACUAUCUCUCUUCAGCAAAAUGGAGCCUACAUCUUUCUGCUUUGUUCUCUAGGAGACCACGGUGAAGCAGCUGCAGUCUCCGCUGCCUCUGCCCACGACACUGCCUCUGCUGUCAGCUUGCAUUGCCCCCACCAAGACAGUCAUAGCCAAUCCUGUUCUCCACCUCAGCAACCACAUCCACGACAUCCUCCACACCAUCACGUUCAUGGAGAAUCCUCCACAUCCUGAACUCUUGAAUGAUCAGGUCAGAAUCGCCAUUUCGCUCUAAGUAUAGAAGUCUCCAGCUUGUUCGAGUGUUUUCUGCAGCCGUCCAUUUUGAGUAACUGAGAUGUUUCUUUUCACUCUCAGGUGAACGCUCUGCACACACUUGCAGCAUCUCUGUCUGCUUGUGUCUAUCAAGCUCUGUGUGACAGUCACAGCUACAGGUAUCUGUCCCUCUUUUAUUUGGAGGUGAAGUUUUAAACAUAGUUGUUUUAAAUUGUCGUGACUCAGUUGAUUGUUCUGCUUUUGGCUUUGCAGCAGCCAGGCAGAGGCCAACCAGUUCACAGGGAUGGUGUAUCAGGGCCUGUUGCUCAGUGAAAGGAAACGACUUCGCACAGAAAGCAUCGAAGAACAUAUCACUCCCAACUCGGCUCCAGCACAGUGGCCAGGUAACAAAGGAGCUGCUGUCUCAGCAGCUGGUGUUUUUAAGGUAGAUUUCACCCUUUUCUUCCACACGCCAGCUGUCCGUGAACAUUUUUGCCAUAAUGCUUUUGAGUAGUUUUUAAUGAGACUGAACUGAUCGUCUUCCUGAGACCUGACAUAAUGUAUAGGAAGGGGAGAUGGCAUAUGUGUGCGCAUCAAAGACAUGUUUGAGAGCAGAGGGAGAGGGAGAGAAGAGCAAAGCAGGCAGUCUGUGUUUAUGCAGAGAGGCAGAUGGUGUUCUAUAAUAGGAGCUUCAUGGCCUCUAGGAAGGAAGCGAAAAGACAGAGACUGAUCACGCUAUCAUACAAAUGUUACACAAACGCAUUGUGCAUGUUUUUUUUUUUUGUUCUGUGGGGGGAGUCUUUUAUUUUUGAAAAUUAAUGGUACACCAUCUGAGCUCAUGUUGUGUUUAUGUGUGUCCUCCCACCUGCAGGUGUGUCGUCCCUGAUUUCUCUGUUGACGUCUGCACGAGAGGAGGACCAGCCCAGGCUCAACGUGCUGCUGUGUGAAGCGGUCGUGGCUGUUUAUCUGGCGCUGCUCAUCCACGGCCUGGGCACUCACAGCUGUAAUGAACUCUUCCGCCUGGCAGCGCAUCCCCUCAACAACCGCAUGUGGGCCGCAGUCUUUGGGGGAGGGGCCAAAGUCGUUAUUAAGCCAAAGAGGCCCGAGGCCCCACCAGGUAGAAAAGUUACUUUGUAGUAACCCUUUUAUGUUCAUCAUCAUCAUCAUCGCUACCUUUUGUCUUCCUCACCUCUCUUCCAAGUAUUUUCUCACUCCUGUUCUCUCCUGUUGUUGCUGUUUUUCUCCAUCUGUUGACUUCUUUCACUCUGACUUAUCUGUGAUCUGUUACAAUUCAUUGUACCUCACUCAGCAGCCACUUUCCCCUGACACCAAGCUCAGGGUAGGAAGUGUACAAUGUGGUUCACUAACAAAUGAUUAAAAUUCCACUGCCUCUUAAACUGACAUCGGCAUGUUAGCCCUUCCCAGCUAACUCAAAUAUCAUAUAAAGUGUGAUUUUUUUUGUGUGUGGAAAUUGUAAAAACAAGGCUGUUUCUUCAGCUGCUCAGUUGACACCCAGACCCCCUUUACACUAUUUUAGGAACUCACGAUUUAUAAGUUAAGAUAUUGUAAUUAUUAUUCUCGUCACUGAUGGUCUGGUUAGGUUUGAGACGUAAAAAAACGUCCUCACAGGAGCUUUAACUGAAGAAUGUAAAUGCAGAUACUCUCUUAAGAAGUUUUUAAAGACUAAAUACUUUCUAAACUUUAUUACUGACAUGUACCCUGUGGGUCCCUGUAAAGGGUAUCCCACCAGGUCCUCCAACUUAAUUUGGUGUCUUUUCUCAUUUUUGUUGCACCAUUUGUUAAAAAUUCAGUCUUGCUGUAAUGACUGAUAUAAAAAAACAGAAAAUGUGGACAGUUUGCCACCAAAGUGUUAAAGCUAAUUAAAGAAACAUAUCUUAGGAAUAUUUGAUCACAAGUAUUUCUCUUUUAAGAUGGAGUUAGGGCUGCUUUAAAGAAAAAUAAGUUAAGACUUCCUUUCAAAGUCAGUAUUUCAAGAGAAUAAAAGUCAUGAAAAACUCAAGCCUUAAUGUUACGUUUAGAAGUCCUAUCAUUAUAAAGAUAAAGUUGUCAUAAAGUUAAAAUAUUACAAGAAUUAGGUCAUGAAAAAAGGUUGUAGUUUAUAGUGAGCAGCCAGCUGUCUGUGCCAAAAUGAGAAAUGUCUCAUUAAAUUGUACUUAGUGUUCUUCUGGCACCUCAGCACUGCAGUGAAGUAAGUGUCAGGACUCUGAGAAGAUUAUGCAAAAGGCUGAGAUGAUUUUGCAUUUUCCCUUUAAAAACAGGAUUAUGAGGCAUAUCGUUGAAUAAAUUAAUGAUAUUUAUGAUUUUACCACAACUUUACUCGAGUGAGAAAAUGACGAAAAAAUGUGUAAAUGUUUAGAAAAUUUCAAAAUCUUAAAGCUUAGAAAGUUUAGGUUUCUUUUUCCUUAAUGUGUUCUUACUGCUGUGUCCUACUCUUGACAUUUAGGGUGCAAUGGUAUAAAGUUGUCGAAAGUAAAUGAAUACUCUGUAGUGAAUAAUGAAAAAGUAGAAUAUCUGUAAACUCAGAUUAUUCUAGAAAGAAGUGACUAAUAAAUUUUUGUCAGAUUCCCACCUUGAGCUUGAACCAGAGGAAAACAGCUGCCUUGUUAAUAAUGUUCUCAUCCCUCAGGCUCGCCUACAUAGCUACACGCACACACACACACACUCACACUAACACACACUCACACACCUAUCCAAGUCCUUUUGAUGCUCCUAAGAUGCUGCCGCUGCUGCUGUGAGGUGUCUUGUGUGAGUGUGCCCUCUGCCCUGUGUCUCAGUGCCAGCUGACUUUGAGGCAGCCAGGCCAGAGGAGUCUCAGGAGACAGGAAGACCUGAGCAGAACAGCCUCACCCCAAAUCCCACCCCCACCCCUACUGAAACCCAGCGCCCCAAACGACCUCCUCCUCCCGCUUCAAGGGAGGAGGGGUCUGACACUGUGGCACCAGCAACUAAGGCCAGCUGUGAGUAAUUGAGCUGGUGGAUUGCAGUGCUGGUUUGCAGGAUUGCAGUGCAUGGUAACUGUGCAGGUUUGCAUUGGUGCAGAUGCUUGACUUGACUUACUCCCCUCUCUCUAUUGUGCAGCUACUGAAUGCCUGUAACAAACAACGAACAAGCUAACUGGUGCUGUCUGUGUACAGUUGUAUGACGAAACCAACAGCUGUGUGAGCGCGUAUGCGUGUGUGUGAACUGCAUUGCAUGUACUUGUCGUAAAGUCUUUUUUGCUCAUUUUGUUGUGUCAUCCCCGUUGGGCUGCUGAAGCAACAGCUGGGCCUAGCAAGGAGUGUUCAGAGGCCAAGACUGAGACUAUAUCUGAAACUGAGACCAAACCAGGUACACUUUGAGAGGUUAAUAGGUUUACUAGCCCUUUUAAUGCUUUUUUGUAUCAUAUUCGAUACAUACUUUUAUGACACUUCCAUCAAUAUGAUCAACAAAUUACUAAACAAAGAACACCUGAAUACAGUCUGAUAAAUGAUAAAAAUGUUCUCUUGUUGUUUAUCAGUUUCCAAAAACAUCUAAUGUAUCAAACGAGAUAAAUAAAUAUAUUUGUUAAAUAUUUGAUUUUCAGUAGUAAGUAAAAUAAACAUUUCAGCUCCAAAAAAAUCUGAAUUUUCUGUCCAUAAUUUGUGGUUUCAGGCAUUAAAGGGCUAGAAUAAGCCUGUAGAAGUGUAAGUGUUUGAGUAGUUCUGUUUUCCUUUUGGUAGCAUUAAUGAUAAAAAAAAAAAAGAUGUGCGUGAACAAGAGUUAGAUUUGGAGUAGGAGUAAUAAUCACCCACUAUAGACCAACAUUAGCUCUUUGUGACAUGAUUCACUUGUUUGUUUGCAUCUGAGUUUCACAUUUAUAGAUGUUUAGCUACUCUCUGUGUCAUUAGGCUUAAGUAAUCUCUGCUCUCAUUGUAUUUGUGUGGGAGGAAGAUAUGAGCUGGCAUUUCGGCUCCGUAUCACCGCAGAGCCCGACGAAGCUCUCAGUAAAGUCAGGAGCCUUUUUGAAGUAGCUGGUUAAGAGAUCUUAAAUGCCAGCCUGUUGAUAGGAAUCACUUCAUUAAAAUGUUACCACUUUGCCCUUUAGAGCGCCGCUACGAACUAACAUGCAUGUCCAAAACACACACACACAACCAUAAUCAAAUGUAACACACUGAAUGAUGCCUCCCUAUUAUGAUCGGAUAAACACUCAUCUUCAAGCAAAAUAACAGUCACAAUUAAAUCUCAUUGUUUGUCUCCCUCAAGUGCUGCAGGGAAAAGAAGCUUUAGCACAUGAUUGCUCCACAAACUCACCAUCAUUGUCUGAUGUGUAUUCUUUGCCAUGUACUCCAUCUAAUAUUUACUGAUCUAAUUGGCCUGUUUAGUAUCUGUGUGUCUAACUGCACUGUCGACUCUGGUUUGUGUCUUGUCUUGUUUUGUCUGGUACGAUGCCAGAGAUAGUCACCCAGGAUAAUGGGGCAGGUUGGUGCGCAGCCUAGUGUGUUUUUCCCUCUACCUCCAUUAGAAACGUUUGUUUUGUGUAUUUGUUUCUCCCUUUCUAUUUCUUUUUUUGUGUGUGCUAUGGCGCAUCAAAGUCAGAGAACUCAAUUUAUGCACAGACUGGAAGUACAUUCAAGAAAACAUGAAGAUUGAAAGGUUUGCUGUGCUCUGUGUAGGUGUGUGGAUGCAGUUUGCUUUCUCCUGCUCUGUUUCCUGACCUUCUUCUGGCUUCGAAAUGACGCUGAGUCCCUGCUCAUCUUCAUCAUGUGAACAAAACUGCAGCAUACUGCAGCCUGCUACAAACUGACCUUAUCAGAUUUCAUUGUGUUUGAAAGAUACCGUCUCUCCUCUCCCUCUUGCAGUUGCACCCCCCCAGCCCGCAGCGGAGGACUCGGAUCGAUACAGACGCAGGUUCAACAUGAGAAUGCUGGUUCCCGGACGCCCAGUGAAGGAGACACCGGCCACCCCGCCCCCCGUGCCCACAGAGAGACCCACAUAUAGGGAAAAGUUCAUCCCCCCUGAGCUGAGCAUGUGGGAUUACUUUGUGGCCAAAGUAAGGCUUUGAAUCUUACAUGUAGGGGACGGUUUAAUGAGAUCGGUGAAUCAUGGUCCUCAGGUUAUUAAAAAGUUAUCACUCAAUCUCUCCCUCUCCCCUCUGUCGCUUUUAUUUAUUUGCUCCUCUCCUCCGUCAUUAUUUUCUCCCUCUCAGCCCUUCCUGCCGCUGUCAGACAGCAGCGCCCUGUAUGACUCAGACGAAAGCGGCGCAGAGGAUGAUGAAGACGACGAUGACGCCUUUCUUUCUGACACACAGAUCACAGAGCACCUUGAUCCCAAUUCGUACAGGUUGGUUUCACCCCCCGUUGUGUGUUUCAAGCUAAUAUGGAUCCUGAGUUUAAAAAUGAACUCCAUGCUUGUUUGUACUGUAGCUGGGCUCUGAUCCGCCUGGUGAUGGUGAAAUUGGCUCAUCACAACGUCAAGAACUUCCUCCCUCUCACUGGCCUUGACUUCACAGGUGCAAACACUUCAUCACUGACACUAAACAGCUCCUAAAGCCCAAAUAAUUACAGAGUUUAUUUUCAUUAAACUGCAUUGUUAGUGAUUACUUUAAUUAUUUGAAUAAACACAAAAUUAAACUGUCCCUGCUCGUGUUUGUGUCACAGACCUGCCGGUCACCUCCCCUCUCUGCAACGCUGUGUUGAAGACUCUGGAGAACUGGGAACAGUUUCUGUUGGAGCGAAUGAACAAGUUUGAUGGCCCGCCUCCCAACUACAUCAACACCUACCCCACAGACCUCAGCGCAGGAGGCGGACCCGCGAUACUCCGCCACAAGGCCAUGCUGGAGCCAGACAACACACCCUUCAAGUGAGUAUGAAACCACCAUGAAACCCUGUGACCAGCAGACACACACUUCAGGCAGAGUUUAACUACUGUAUACACUCAAUACUCAGUCAUUUAGACUCAGAAUAGAUGCUUAGAACUGAUUUUUUUUUCUUUAUCAUGCUGAUUCUGCAAGUUAGUGUCCAUGUUGGGCCACCUCAGUAAAAAAGGAUACCGUAUUUUCCAGACUAAGAGGCGCACUUAAAAUCCUUAAAUUUUCUCAAAAAUUAACUGUGCGCCUCCUAAUCUAGCGCUUCUCAUGUAUGAUUACUUGUUGUGCUUACUGACACGUUUUAUGUGGUACAAUGCGCUCAAAAAUUACACAAAAAAAUGUAAGUAUGACUUUCGUAAGCAAAAAAGUUGCUCUGCUCAAUGGAUAUUCAGAGCAUUACAGUACGCUGUGUCACUACAUGAUUGGCCCCGUAACAGGACCCCUGACUGAAAUGACUGUAAUGUCCAAACUAGAAGUGCAUUCAUGUAAGGCAGCCCGGGCCCAGCGUAUGCGCUAGUCACAACAAACCAAUCAGAAAGCACUAUUUAGUAUGCUUACCCCUGCCACUUUUUAUACGUAGCAUGUACAGUGCUUCAACGUUAUAUUACAGUAAAUUUGUGUGAAUGUAAAAAGACCCCAAAAAUGGCUCCUGUUAAGAACCAUGCUUACGAAGUGGGUUUCAAACUCAGCUACGCAGCAGAACAUGGGAAUAGAGUAGCUGCCAAAGAAUUCAACAUGAGUGAAUCAAUGGUUGAAUAAAGUUUGGUUUACCGGACUGUGUUGUUUUGCUCAAUGCACCUUACAAUCCAGUGAGACAUGUUUAUUCACAGUGCGCCGUAUAAUCCGGUGUGCCUUAUCCCCCUGAAAAAUACAGCACAUUGUGUAUAAAACUAAACUCUUAAAUACAUCAUUACAGUUACUGUGAAAAGCAUGCAACAGUCAUUUUAACAGGCCUUGGAAAAACAUGGAGUUAUUGUGUUCCUUUGUUGAUAUUUUGGUAGUAAGAUCACUUUUUGCUCCACUCUGGCAGCAGUUCUGUUUGGACUUUCAGAAAAAUAGGCAUCCCAGCCAAAAACCCACAAACAUAUUUCUUUCAGAACGAAGAACCACCAGUCCUUCCCAGCCCGCCGUCUCUGGCAUUUCCUGGUCAAACAGGAAGUUCUUCAGGAGUCUUUGAUCCGUUACAUCUUCACCAAGAAGAGAAAGCAGAGCGAGGUCAGCAGCACUCAUGCAUGGAAACAUUUCUGCUCUUUUUUAUCCUCAUUUCAAUGUUCAUGAGCCAGAAUGAUUAACCCUCCUGCCCCUUUGAUUUGUAUUUACGUAUUUACAUAAGUCUUUUCAGUUUCCCCUUUUUUGUCCACUCCUAAUGUAUAUAAUCUGUCAGCCAGAAUAUAAAAGUGAGUGCUCUGAAGUUGUAAAGUGGUCUCACAUAUGAUUUACAGCUUUAAAAAGACGUCUGUUCAACCAACUUAUCCCCUGAGUGUUACUGGCACUGGGCUGGAGAGCCCGCUGUACUUAGAAAAGUUGCUCAAAAUAGGCCACAUGUCACCCAUAAUGAUGGAGAUUGAUGGGAUUCAUUAUAGUCAUCUAACAACUGUCAAGCAGCCAAUAAAUGCAGUGUCAAGAUGUCGUGCAGAGGCCUAAAAUAGCAGUCUGAGAAAAUCUUCCCACUUCUAAGACCUCUAAGGAGAGAGUGACUAAGAAAAGCAAAGUAAUAAGUACAAUAAAAUGUGUUAUUUUUUCAGUUAUUUAUUGUAUUUUUAAUGUUUUUUACGUGUAAAUCAGGUAUUCACAGUGAUUUAUCCCUAAAAUUGUGAAACUCAACCUUCAUGCUAUUCAAACAAUCUUUUUGUUGCAAGACGCAUGAGUGGGUCGAUUAGGAUUUAUGCAGAACCUGAUCAGGACCGUCCAAACCCAUGAAUUUAAAGCCUUCACUUCCCUGUUAUAUCGAGAGCUGUUCACUGAGCAUUAAUCUCCUCAGCUGAUAUUUUUAUUGUCAUCUUUAUCAUUGCUUUGACUCUGUAGACAUCUUUAAUCAAGUACAUGACAGCUCACUGCCUUCUGUGAUGUCUGGAAACGGUUAUUGUGUUAGCGCUGUCGUGACAGACUGCACUGUGACUGCCAGUCCAGAAUAUGAAAAUAUCAAGGAUUAAGGUCCCGAAUUCUUAGUCUCCUGGUCUCACAACUAUAAUUUCAAUUAUUUUAUUUUUUUUGCAAGAGCAGCCAUCAGCCUCACGUUGUAUAUCUCCAUCCAUCCUUCUACAUACCUGUGGCUCCAUGUCAUGACAGUUAUUUAUCAUAUUUAUAUACCAGAGAUCCUGUCAACCUUUUACAUUAUUUUCAUUUCAUGUUUUUAUUUUUCCUGUGUUUGUGCAUGUGUUUUUGUUGUGCCGUGUUGGUGUGUCAUGUGUGUGUAUUGCCUCUGUGUGUCAUGUGUAGUCUGUAGAGAACCGUAUGGACCAUUUAAGCCCAAACUGCAUAGCAGGAGCUAGCAGUCCUAAUAAGGUAGUAUUACCUUACGUUCCAGCUCAGGCCCUGGUUAUGUCUGUCUAUCUGUCUUUUAAUGUUUGGGGAAGUCACUGCAAAGCCAAGCUAGAGGGAGCAAGUGCAGUAAAGUUCAAAGAAAUAUCAUGCUCUGUAUGCACUAUUUGGUUUAGUUUUGCAGCUUUUUCUAAAAUGUGGCACCAAAAUGGAAAAACUCUCAAGUAUCUCCUGUCCAGCUUGGCCUGACGGUGACUUCUCUUGCAAAUUUUACCAGCAAUAUCCUCUACUCAAGACUCCAAGGCUAAGACUUAACGUCUAAUCCUUCCUCUUCACUGGAACAUCCACUCACAUAAGCUCACGUCCAAUCCCUGCCAAUAACACGUCUCCCCGUGUUUCUCACUCCUUUGUCCUCUAUAGCUUGACUGAUUCUGCUGGACCCCCCAAAAAAAUCUCUCCUUGAGAAAGUUGGCACUUUUAUUAGGUGUACUAACUGCAUGCUCACUUUUAGGGCUGUGUGAGGCUGGCUAACUGUGCAGGGAACUGGGGCAUCCUGAAACAGUGAUCUAAAGUGUCAGUGUUAAAUUAUGUAACUGUACACAGGAUAAUUUUUAUGAACAUGUCAAUCCCUUGGUAAAUGAAGCUGUUAUUUUGGUUGGUUUCACCUUUAUUUGGGAGUAUUUUUAUGAUGGGAUUUGUAGAGAAAUGUACUUAACAUGAGCGGCUUCAGAUUUCACUCUGUUAUCUGUGGAAGCACGUGGCUUAAAUGUCUCCUGAACCCUCAUGUAUCACUUUUCUUUGCUUUUCCAGGUUGAAGCAGAUCUGGGCUACCCGGGAGGGAAGGCUAAAAUCAUUCAUAAAGAGUCUGAUAUCAUCAUGGCGUUUGCCAUCAAUAAAGUAAGUUGUGUAUGUGCAUGUCUGAGUGUGUUUAUGUGAAUGUGUGUGUGAGACAGAGAUAAAAUUACUGGAAGCACUUUGCUUUACGAGAGCACGAUUCCAUAAUUAUAUCCUAGAAGGUUUCCUGGAUGUGAUUUGGUACCAAGUAAGAGGCAACUGCAUCAACGUUUCCAGAAAGCUCACUCUGAGUUGAAACAUGAAUAUUAUCGCUCUCUAGGAAGUCUCCAAGUUUUCCUUUGGUAUGUCUUUUUUUGAAUUCCUCUCUUCUUCUGUUUCCUCACCUCUAGGCAAACUCCAAUGAGAUAGUUUUGGCCUCCACUCAUGAUGUGCAGGAGGUGGACGUGUCUAAUCUAGUGUCUGUCCAGCCUUUCACCUGGAUUGGGGAGGAUUUUGAUAAGGAGUCCCGCAGGUGAGUUUCAGAGCAGACCUUCUCUGUUAUGAGCUCUAAAAUCUCAGGGAUUAAAAUCACGCUGAUCCUGCAAACACAAACAUGUAGUGGUUUGUUUUCAUGUGGUUUUCAUGACAAAACUUUGCACCGUUGGAAGAUGCUUAUUAUACUGAUAUAAUUGCUCGACAAGUAUCAUAUUCUCUAUGGGAACCCGACCGACCUGCAGUGAUUGUGUACGUCUGUAUGUGUGUUUUUUAGAUCCAGAACAAGAAUUCGGUAAAGAUCUCUGUCUUAUUUGGUUUUGUUUUUACAGCUCUGACGACAUAGACCACCGUUCCUCUCAGACCAACAUCGCCCAGGCCAGCUCGGUCCCCUUCGCGCCACCACAGAUGCCGGUCUCUGCAUCCAUGCCGUGGCUCGGCACCGGGCAGACCAGCAUGGGAGCCAGUGUGGUAAGAGCCUUUGUACUACGACAACACAAAGCAACACAAACUCUGCAAAAACAGGCAGAAAGGAGUAUGCACUUCUCAUUUAUGGCCAGUAGGUGGAAUCUAAGUUGGGUUUGAAACAAGUGGACGACACAGCAAUCAUGUUGAAUGUACUUUAUUUUACUUUACUUGAUGUUACUUGAGCCGCAGAAAAGUUUUUAGCAGAAAACAAUGAAGUUGUUUCCCUGUGAUUCAGUUCUGCAGUUUGUGGCUCUUGCAUAUUUCUUGGAUAAAUUAUGAUUUUUAAUUUUAUCAAUGUCAAGCCAAACUGAAACCUGUCGACUAAACAGCUGAUCUGCUGAGUCUGUGGAGACUGAUACUAAGGGGGUGUGUGUUCGGCAGGGAUGGACGCAUGUAAACACAGAUAGCAGCAGCUCUCACAGACAGCUAGCCAAGGGUACAGAUUUGCGUCACACUUUCACGCAGCCAGAGUUCUCCAUGUCCCAGCCAUGUUGAUAAAUGUUGAGGAACAUACACAAAGCAAGACAAGGAAGAGGGUUUCUACCGGUUCAGCAAGGGCUUUCUUUAGUCUGGUUGAGACCGGAGUGGUUUGCAAAGACCCCUGAUAGUUGAGCAGGAAUAGUAUGAAAUGCAUCCCUCAUGUUUAGUUCGGUCUGGUUUAUUUUUUUGUAUGUUGUUGGUGAAUGGUAAACAAUCAGAAAUCACAUGUACAUGAUUAAAUAAAACAGAACAAAUUAAAAACUAACAGAUGUAUUUUAACAAAAUCAAAGUUUAUUCAAGCAUUAAUUAGGUAACAUUUAACAAAACAACUCAUUUAACUCAUGUGAUGUGGUUGAUUAUAAUGUAUAAAUAACAAAAAAUCAUCAAUAUAGAAUAAGAGGAGUAGCACUUGCUUGGCUUGUAGAUUAUUUAUCUAUCAGGUAUCAAUAUGUAAAUAUCACGUUUAAUCUGUGACGGUUGAAUGUGGAGUUCCCCAAGGCUCCAUGUUGGGACCAUUGUUGUUUAUGUUGUAUAUCAAUAACAGGCGCGAGGUCUCCAAUCUUUUCAAAACAUUUUUGUUGGAAAAUUGUGAAUUAAUUUAAUUUAGCAUAGCAUAUAGUGGUUGACAGAUGUGUUCAAUAGUGAUUAAGGAGGAAUAUUUGGAAGCUACUAAGAGAUCAGCCAAUGUGAUCAGCUGAAGGGUGUGAAUUUUAAGUUGUUUUUGUGUUGUUGUCCGCCUCUGUGAUGUGUUUCUGGAGUUUGUAUCUUAAACAGAAUCUUGAAGACUUAAAAACAGGCAACUGGACUGUGUAGAGUUGAGAACUUUCUCAACUCUACACAGUCCAGUUGCCUGUUUUUAAGUCUUCAAGAUAACCAUGACCUGGAUGAAUGAGAAUCUACAUGGACAUCUUAAACAGAACUCUUUUUUUUCUUUAUAUUUAAACUGAAGAAACUUCAGACCUCCCUGCUUGUUGACUGAACCGCACUGUGAUGAUGUUUUUCAGAUAAUGAAGAGAAAUCUGAACAAUGUGAAGAGGAUGACAUCCCAUCCCAUUUAUCAGUAUUGUAAGUGUAUAAAAGAAGUUAUUACUAAGUUUAUCACCAACAUACAAUCCCAGUCUGAUCUCUUUUUUUCAUUCUCUCUCUUCCUCCGUCUUUGUGUGCGAUUAUCAGACAUGACAGGCGCUCAGGACGGCAGUGUGAGAAUGUUUGAGUGGAACAGACCUCAGCAGCUCAUUUGCUUCAGACAGGCGGGCAACGCCAGAGUCACCCGGCUCUAUUUUAACUCCCAAGGCAAUAAGGUACUCACACAUAUACGUGUACAGACACACGUGCACUCCACACAUGCUCUUGUUUAGUCUAUCUGGUCUGAUUCCUGUGCGCUCUUCCUGCAGUGUGGAGUUGCUGACGGAGAGGGAUUCCUCAGUCUCUGGCAGGUCAAUCAGACAUCCUCAAACCCCAAACCCUACCUGGUGAGCCCACCUGCCACUCAGUCACCUCCCAAAUACUCGCCUCAGCUCUAAGAAAAUAUCUGAUCAGUUUAUAAACCGCUGAAAUUAAUAUGCACUUUGGUAAUGUCUUGUCCACAGAGCUGGCAGUGCCACACUAAGACCUGCGGUGAUUUUGCCUUCAUUACAUCCUCUAGCCUCAUCGCCACAGCUGGACAGUCCAAUGAUAACAGGUCAGCCAAUCAGUAAUCAAAACUCUGAUGUUGGGAUGGGAGAAAAAAUCAAUUCACAUAAGUAUUGGAUUCUUUGUUUUACAAUUUUAAAUCGAUUUUUAUAUCAAAACAUCAAUUUUUUUUUCAAAUUUAAGAGUAAAUCUUAAAACUGACUUACAUGUGAUGUGUAUUCUUUUGGGAAAUAUGGUUCCUGGAAUAGUCAGUAGACAAUAAUAAUCAUUCAACUGUUUCACUGGUGUUAAAAAUGCAGACUUAAGAUCGAGAAACUCGACAAUAUUGUAGAAUCACAAUUUAAAUGAAAUUGGCAUCCAAAGAAUCGUAGAAGAAUCGAAUCUGGAGAAAAGCAUAUCGUCCCAGCCCUACUCUGAUGUGUGUAGAAUACAAACAUACUCUACAGGGGGGUAGAGAUGUAAACAUGCUAAUACCAUGUUUAGAUUGGUAAAUAACAGCGAUCUUUCCCUCUUGGUUUCCGCUCAUUAGUCUAAUCUUUGUCCACAGAAAUGUUUGCCUGUGGGACACUCUGAUUUCGCCCAGCAAUACCAUGGUCCAUGGUGAGGAAUCCAACCUUUAUCAGACCAGCCUUGUCUUGCCGUGUUUAUGAAGCUUUCUGAUCUGAUUUCACAUUUCCUCUCAACCCACUCCCCCAGCGUUCCCCUGCCAUGAGAAUGGGGCCACUGUGCUGCAGUACGCUCCUAAACAGCAGCUCCUGAUCACUGGAGGCAGGAAAGGCUUUGUGUGCGUCUUUGACAUCCGCCAGAGGCAGCUGCUGCACACUUUCCAGGCCCAUGACUCAGCCAUCAAAGCCCUCGCACUGGAUGCCUUUGAGGACUUCUUCGUCACCGGCUCUGCAGAGGGCAACAUGAAGGUGACUCACGGGCUUUAUCACUCACUCACUCACUAACCUGACAAAACACUCUCAUCCUCACUGUCACUCUGUGAUUAUGUUCAGACGAAUAAUGUCUCAUUCCAGGUACAAAGGCAGUUGAUAAAAUCAGAAAAGUCCUCCUUCCUACCUACAGAUUAUCUUCCUCUGGCAGUCUCGUCUCUGUAGAGUCACAUUUCACUUCAUCACAGUCCUGACAGCGAGGACAAAUCAAAAGCCUGUGUGACAUUAACUGCUUUCUCUGUUAUCAGAAAAAUACUGCAUAGAAAAUGUGCACUUGGGGAAGCUGGACUUAUCAGAGAGAGUUAAAGACGUUUCAAAGAACUCCUGACUCCACAGCGUUGACGAGACCUCCCGUAUUAAAAGCAGAAUAUAUUUGUUCAUGAAAUAUCUCAGAUGUGAAUCCUGAGAAUUAAACUUUGAACUCUGCAAUCCCACGUGACACCAUUAAUAUGGUUUAAAGUUUCUCAGGAACUUUACUGUGUAUCUCUAUGGGAUGAAAAGUGUUCAAAAUCUUACCCUUUCAGCGAUCUAUCGAGGGUUUCCAGGCAUUUCUAUACCUGCCACAAGGUUUACAAUCCAGCCACAAAAAUAGGUGUUUGAUUAAAGACGUUCGAUGCUAAAUCAGCGCUGAUAUACCGGUGAAAACAUGAUUAUUUAUCAUAUUGUUGUGAUAAAAAAGAUCGUUAUCACUAAAUGCCACUAAUGUCUUCGGGGUUUGACAAGCUGUUUUGAUGACGUCUUUUUCUAUCAAACUUUCAACCAACUACAUGGUCUCAUAUUCCUCUCCUGUUGUUCCCUUGAUGGUAGUGUGCAAUAAGAGGCAACCAAAGAUCAACAAGAGACAAGAAAGUUUCCUGCUUGUCUUCAAAAUAAUAAAUAAUGGCCCUCAAUGCUUGAAAACAAACAAAGAAGACAUUCUGAGCAGUAUGAUGUGGCCCUAUGUCUCAUCCCAGACAGGAACUGCUUCAAGGAGUGGCAUAAACAACUGUAAAUAGCAAAAAAAUACCUGGAAGAGUUUGUGUAAAUAUGUAAAUAGUUUCUGUUGUGUGUUUGUUCCAAUCCCAAUAUUUCUACUCCUGAUAGCCUAGACUUAACAGAAUGAUGUGCAGGUGAGAAAAGGCUUGAUCACAGUAGAUUUAUGUGUUUAUUGAGCAAAGUACUGUUGGGAUCAAUUUCCGUUUUUGUUUUUUUGGUUGAAUUUGAUGGUUUUAAAUCUACUGUCACAUUCAUUUUACAUCAUUUUUGCGCCCAUAAAACUGAUAGCUGAGGUUGUCCCGAAAAAAAAGAUGUGUAUAUAUUUGCUGUGCUUGAAAGGAUAGAGUUGCCACAUAGAUUUUUUACCAAACAAAAACAGGCGGACCAAAAAUAGCAAAAUAUAGCUGGGAGUUCAAAGGUUAAACACCUGGGAAUAUGUGUGAGGUGUAGAUGAAGCUUUCUUGACACACUGUGACCAGUGCACUUUGUUGACAUGUGCUGCACAUUUUGUACACCCUCUCCUGCAUACUUCUUCAUUGUAACAGCAUUAUUCUUAAAAGAAAUAGAAAUAAAACCUCUAUUUCACAGAAUAAAUACCAACUCGUCCUCUCUCCUCCGCCAUCUCUCUCUCUCUCCAGGUGUGGAAGUUAGCCGGCCACGGGCUCAUGCACUCAUUCAGCACGGAGCACGCCAAGCAGUCCAUCUUUCGCAACAUCGGCGCAGGCGUCAUGCAGGUGGAGACGCGGCCCGGUAACCGCAUCUUUACUUGCGGAGCGGACGGCACCCUGAAGAUGAGGGUCCUCCCCGACCGCUACAACAUCCCCAGCAGCUUGGUCGACGUCCUGUAACACCUACUUUCACCUCUUGAGCGUCCAAAGAAGGAGACGGAUAAAAAAAAAAACACAAAAUGCUUCUGUAACACUCGCUAGGCAUCAAUAGUUUAACAGAAGGGGGAAGAGUUAGUGGAAAAGAUCGCCAAGCUUUGGGCAUCUUUGUGAGCGUGCUGUGUUCGCAGGUUUACUGUGGAUGUAAGUCAUAUCAAGAAUGAAAAAACGGAGCUGCAAAUCUUUUUUUCCCAAAGGCUGAAAGCGAAGUUACAAGCAAAAGGUAUCAUACUUGAUUUUAAAGCUAGAUUUAUUGUAAUUUUAUUGAAGAAUCUCUACUCUUAGAGUGUGUCCAUAGGGAAGCUAUGCAUGUCCUGUUCUCGUUCCGCGGUGCAAUCACAGGUCUAUUGAUAGUGCUCUGUAAAAGUGCUCAAGCAAAAAUUUUAAAAAGUGUGUAACUGUUGUCAUUUUGUGCCCACAGCUGAAAUCUCUUAGCAUCUACUGUAACCAGCACUGUGGUUUGUUCUUAAGUCAGUGGUUUCCAGUGUGAAUCGAGUUGUUGGAAUCUGCAUUUUGUUUCAAUGGUUUUGCCCCCCUCCCUCCCUCCCUCCCCUCCCCCAUCCGCCUUUUUGCCCGGCUUUUCUCAGCCCUUAUGGAAGAGUUGAUGGUGCAUCGCUCCUGUAGUGAACCCCCCCCUGUCCCUCCCCCAAAACCCCCUUUCUCACUGGCUGCUCAUCACCCACUCCGGCCUCUCCUGGUUGGGCUCUCCACCCAGCCCGGGUCUGGCCCAGGAGUGCGUGCUCACUCUGCUGUGUCUGCCAUCCGUGCGCCUGCCCACCCACCUGCCCUCAAAUGCCUGUUUGUGCGGCAGACUCACUGCUAGAACAUUCCUGUUUGGAAGAUGACGUGUUUUAUUCCUGUGACUGUGAUUUCAAUGUUUCCAUCUGUCUGGUCCCAACUCAAACGCCCACUAACCCACCCAGAGCAGAAACACAAAGGUUCACUUCUGGUUUUGCACAAAAUAUUCUUGAAUUUGUGUUUUUUUUUUGUAUUGAUUUUAUUAUUUAAAUUAUUUAUAUGUUUGUGUUUGUUCGGUUGACCAUUCCUUUGUAAAACUAUUUAACUUAUUGCCUUUUAUUUUAGGAAUGUAAGGGGUUUUAUCGUAUCUGACUGGGAGAUGUGCAACACAGUCUACUGUUUGUAAGUGUGUGUUACCUCGCUAGUUGUUUUUACUGUUUCAUCCAUAAGGAAUAGAUAUUUGCACUCAAAUUCUGGAGACACUAAAAGUUUAUUUCAAAUAAAUAGGAUAAUGAAGAAGAAACUGUUAUAUACAAAUGAAUGUCUGGCUUUAUUUGGCCUGGUAGUAAAACGUUUGAAAUAGUUUUAAUAUAUAAAUGAUAUAAAUAUAUAUGUAUAUGAAAUACCACAACAGCUUGUACAAACAUGAAAGCAUUUCUUUAUUUUUGGUUUGUAUCAUACCGGCUGGAUUAGUUGUAACUUUUGUUAAGUGUAUGUUUGGUAUUUAUUAAAGAGAUUUGUGUUUCUCUCCCUCUUUCUGCCCACUAUGUGUACUGUAUGUAACUUAAGUGUUUUACCGAUGGUCCUACUGGUGUCUGGUGCGUGUGUGCGUGCGUGUGUGUGCGUGUGUGUGUGCAUGUAAUAAUGCAAAAGAAGCCAAUAUCACGGGGAGACGCUUACUGGGGCACUUGAGCCUGAAGGUGUGCGAGAGAACAGGUCAUGGUCAGAGUUUUACCUUUGUAAAGUGAAUAAAUUCUUUUUAUUUCAUCAGCUGGA
Molecule: messenger RNA, 46433 nt
Organism: Xyrichtys novacula (pearly razorfish)
Lineage: Eukaryota; Metazoa; Chordata; Actinopteri; Labriformes; Labridae
Source: the annotation of a GenBank genome assembly